AUGCUUCCUACAGCAAGCCUCCUCGCGGGGUAUGCUCCAGAAAAAAAUGAAAUGUCAGCUGUUCACUGUCAAAGAAGAUUCCAAGAAACCCAGAUUGGUUUCUAUUUCAAAACAGGAACGAUACAAUCCAGCAUGCAAGUACCCAAUAUGUCAAUUUACGUCAACUGGAAUAUCUUGCGUUGGUAGGCGAGGCAAUUAAGUUCUUGAAGAAAAAAAAAAUGGAACAAUUUUACAGCAAUAAGAGUUGUAGAAACGUAAAGGGACAAAAACAACUGAUGUUGUGGCCAUAACUACUAAAUAGAGUUUGCAACAGUAUUCCCCGGUAUUCACACUAUGUACGUCUUUAAACAAUAAGACACAUUGGUGUGAGUAUCAUUGCUGUGGAGCUCUGUUAUAAACCCAGACACACAAACAAUAUGGAGUUCCUGGAAAAGAGGGACAUUAUUAUAAAAAGGGGUGAUUUGGGACCAAAAUAGGGACUGUUUCUUAUAAAUAGGGAAGUAUGCAGAUUAAUGUUUUUGUCAUUUGCACUUGGAAUUGUACAUGUUCAGGAUGCUUUCACAUGUCAAACUUCUUAUACUUUGUGUAUUAGUGUGUGUGCACUAGCACUAGCACACACAGAGAUCUUUAGGAAGCAUUUACAGUCUAAGAGAUGAAAGCACCUGUUACUGCUAUAAAAAUAUACAUUUACACGUAUUAAGCUUGUGGUUUAACAGUCCGUUUAAGGAUAUCUCUAUGUUUAACGCUCAUUCAGUGUCUCCUUUUCUAAUGAUACCGCCUCCCUUCAUCAUGUCUCGAUUGGAGUCCCCCAGGGCUCUGUCCUUGGUCCCCUUCUAUUUUCUCUUAAACUGUCUCUCUUGGCAAACUUAUUACCUCAUUUGGAUUCCAAUACCACCUGUACGCUGAUGACAGUCAGAUAUACUUCUCCUCCCCGUACCUCUCCUGUGCUGUCCUGCAACGUGUCGCUGCUUGCCUUUCUUCCAUUUCUGAUUGGAUGUCCUGCUUUUUAAAACUCAAUCCCUCUAAAACUGAACUCCUUGUCUUUCCUCCUCCUAAUAUUGAUCCCCCUUUUUCGCUCUCCCUUCAAGUGAGUGGUGCCCACAUCAGUCCAUCCUUGCAAAAGAGCUGUCUUGGCGUUCUACUUGAUUCUGAGCCUCACAUCCAGUCUGUUACCAAAUCCUGUAGAUUCCAUCUUAAAAACAUAGCCCGCAUCUGCCCCUUUCUUACACAAGAUGCUUGUAAGGAGUUUGUCCAUGCUCUAGUAAUCUCUUGCAUGGAUUAUUGUAACUCUCUCCUAAUGGUUCUUCCCACAAGUCAUAUUGCCCUGCUACAGUCUGUAAUGAAUGCUGCAGCCAGACUGAUUUUCCUCUCUAGUCGGUCCUCUCACACCUCUCCCCUCUGUCAGUUCUUACAUUGACUUCCUGUAUCCUAUAGGAGUCCAUUCAAGGUACUAAUCCACACCUAUAAUGCAAUGACCAAUUCUAGCCCCUCCUAAAUUUCUUCACUGAUCCACAGGUAUGCCCUUUCUCGGUCUCUCCGCUGUGCCCGUGACCUUCUCCUGUCUCCUGUUCGCACCCGUACAGCCAACUCACGCUUGCAGGACUUCUCGCUGGCUUCUUUCCUUUGGAAUAGCCUGCCCACGACCAUCAAGCUCUCCCCUAGUCUUCAAUCAUUUAAAAAGUGCCUCAAAACCCAUCUCUUUAGGAAAGCUUAUGGCCUCCCAGAGUAACCUCUACCUCACAUACCUGUCCCUUGCUCUCUCCUAAAGGGCAGCACUCUAUUCUCUCCUCCAGCUCUGCUUCACUCCCACCUUGCUUGAUUGCCAACUCCUGUCCUGUUGGGUUUUACGCCCCACCUCCUAUAGACUGUAAGCUCUUGUACGUUUUUGUAAUUGUCUCAUUUAUUGUUAAAUCUCCCCCUUUGAUAAUAUUGUAAAGCGCUACGAGAUAUGCUGGUGCUAUAUAAAUACCAGUAAUAAUAAUAAUAAUAAUAAUAAGAGAGCUGACCCUGAGACAUUUGAAAUGCAAGUUGCUCCUUUACACUGAUUUUACAUACUCCGUGCAAAGAAUAGCUAGAACAUCCUUCUAAAUGCUUCAUAUACAGAGUUUUGUCAGAUAACUUAGAGUGUGUGUAUAGUAAAUGUUCCUCCAUUUUGACAAAUUCAAAUUUUGUCCUUUGUUUAAAUAUUCUUGCUAUUUUGCAUAUUUUCUGUUCUGACCUUGCAUUGGGACUUUAGAUUAAAAUUAUAUAAAGUUAAAUCUCUCUCUCUAUAUAUAUGUAUGUGUGUAUAUAUAUAUAUAUAUAUAUAUAUAUAUAUAUAUAUAUUUAUAGUUUUAUUUUUGAUGCUCCUGUUCCCAUUGAAGGCACUUUCGGCAGUGGAUGAGUCAUCAUGGGCACUCUGGUGUGCCUACCCAGCCCCAUAUGCUGCAAACUGAGAUGCAUAUGACACCUUACUAUCAUGUGUUUUGACACCUUUAUAUUAUGGCAGCCUUAAAUUUUUUAGCAACUUGAGCUACAGUAGCUCCUCUGUGUGAUCGGAGGGCGCCCAUGACCUUAAUGCCGGUUGAACAGUUGUCCAUCCUUGCACUACUUUUGUUAGGGUAGGUACUAACCACUGCAUACUGAGAACAUCCCACAAGACUUGGGGUUUUGGAGAUGCUCUGACCCAGUCCACUAGCCAUUACUUUUUGGCCUUGUCAAAGUCACUCAAAUUAUUUUGGCUUGCCCACUUUUCCUGCUUCCAACACAUGAAAUUCAACAACUGACUGUUCAAUUGCUGCCCAAUAUAUCUAAUCCCUUUUACAGGUGUCAUUUUAACAAUAUAAUGUUUUUUACUUCACCUGUCAGUGGUUUCAAUGUUGUGGCUGACCAGUGUGUAUACAUACAGUGAAACCUUGGAACUUGAACUUAAUCCGUUCCAGAAGGCUGUUCAAGUUCAGAUUUGUUUGAGAACCGAAUCAACAUUUCCCAUAAGCAUUAAUGUAAAUUUAAUUAAUCCAUUCCAGACCCCCAAAAUUACAGCAUUUUAACACAAAUUGUAAAGUUUAAUAAUGCCUUACAUGCAUAAAAUCAUAUUGAAAAAAAUAAUAAACACAAUGUACAAUAAAUGAAAAGAAAAUGUAACUUCACUUUACCUGUAAUGAUGAGAGUUGAUGGCGUAAGUGUUAAGGAGAAUAAAUAUUAUUGGUUGGAUGAGGAUAGGUAAUUUAAAUGUGUCUAAAGUGAGACAUAGCUUUAUAAUUGAACAUGUUUGUGGCAUGAUUUGUUCCGGUACCGAGAAUUGUUCGUGUACUGAGACAUAUUUUUUUUCCUCACAUUUUUUGUUCGACUACCAAAUUGUUUGGGAAACAGACUGUUCGAGUUCCGAGGUUCCACUGUGUAUAUGUAUGUGUGUAUAUAUGUAUAUAUAUAUAUAUAUAUAUAUAUAUAUAUAUAUAGUGAAUAUGUACAUGAGUGUGAGUGUGUACGUGUCUGUGUGUGCUGGGUAUAGGCCUUCAUGAAUAUCCUGUAACUCUUGAAUGGAAAUUCAGGCAUUCUUUAUAUCAAUACUCCCCCGUUCUAGCACCAUUUUCUGCACAGUUUGCUUGGGUUUUUUUUUUCUAUCUCUUCCUCCUCACUCUGUGAUCUUCGCAUAAGAUAUUUAUGACCCUCUGCAAGAAUGGUGUCUAUGUUCUAUCAAACCUGUGUCUUAUCUGCACUCAUGUCGCUUUAACCCCUGUAUCACAACUCAACUUUGAAUUCUAUGUGUCCCCUUGCACAUAAAUACUUCAGACUUGAGAAAGGGAGGUUCUCCUGAAAGCUUGUCACUAAAAAAUUCCUGUUAGUCCAAUAAAACAGAUAUUGUAAGAUACACAUUUUAUGCUUUAUUUUGCCUGUAUUUGUGGGAGGGGCUUAAAUUAAUUCACUCCCCUAUAUAAGGGACACCCCUUACCUGACUCAUAUCGCUUGAGGUCAGCAUCAGAAUGACCCUCCCACCCACUCUUCAUUUCAACACUUUCUCUUUUCUUUCCAUUUACUUUACUUUCUUACUCCUUGGUGGGCCCUCUUUAUUUACAGGCCUACCGUAUCGUCGGUAUCGGCACACCACAACCGACUUGCUCCCUUUACACUAUCCUAAGCUUAUGCUGGAUCCUUACUCCAUAUACGGCUAUUUUGCCCCUUACACAAAUAUUAUUAGCAUUUAUAUUAUGCCAACAUAUUCUGUAGGGCAAUUUUAGAAAUGGGUUUAUUAGAGGUAAAGAAGGCUCUGUUCAAAUGAGCUUAUACAUGAUGAGGAUUUGAGGUAGGGAGAUAUAUAUCAUUAAGUAUCUUCCCAAGGACACUUAUUGAUGAUGUGGUCUGACUGAGACUCUAACCAGCUGAUAUAUUUGCAUACACACAAUGCCAUGAGGAAUGCACCCAAUGUAUCUGCAUUACACUUGCCAUAGUGCUAGUCUCCUGCCAAUCUAUAUCCUCCAAGACGUAGUGUACUCACUGGUCUUUAUAAUGCAUAAUAAUGUAGAUUAAUGUAAAUUCCACGUAUAGACCUAUAUAUGGAAUAUUCAUUAAUAAACUACAUUAUUGUGGAUUCCAUUAAAUGUGCUCCUUCUGGGAAGAUAUAUACAUAAUAGUAAACAUAAAAUUACACAUGACUUUAUAUAUUAUUUUCUCUUUCUUAGUCAAGCAAAAGCCCCAUUUAGCUAUUGCAAGAAAAUACAAUGCUAUAUUACGUAGGAAAACUGCCAAAAGUGAUUUGUGAACACUUAAACCUUUAGUAAUGAAUAUGUAUGGAAAUUUAAACAAACACUGAUUCAAUCUGUUUCUAGAUUAGCAUUGCUUUCAGGAUAUGUCCAUGUAUGGGCACACCAACAUGUAGAAAACAUGUCCGGUAUCUGCAUUUUAAAAUUACAUCCAACAUGAUGUAAAACAUGUAUGUAUGUAUAUGUGUGUGUGUGUGUAUAUAUAUAUAUAUAUAUAUUGACUGAAGCAUAGUUUAAAAUUCCCUCUGGAAAAGCUGACCAUAUCUUAAAUAUAUCUUUUGUAUGUUUGCUUGUUUUUUGUAAUUUUUUUAUUUACUAGUUUGUUGGAUUAGAUGAGACUUCUGGCAUAACAGAUACUACAAAACAAGAAAGAACAUAUGAUGUUUCUAUAAAUGACCUUAUAAACACUUUAAGCUUGUACACACUGAUGUUUAUUUAAAAUAUUUACUUAAAAAUACUAAAUAUCACACCACCAGUAAUGGCACAGCUAAAAAGAAGGUUAAAGAGACACUUGUUCACCAAAACCACUUUAGCUUAAUGAAGCAGUUUUAGUGUAUAGAUCAUGCCUCUGCAGGCUCACUUCUCAAUGUUUUCCCAUUUAGAAGUUAAAUCACAUUUUUUAUACAGCUCUAGUCACACCCAGCGGUAUAUUUACUGCGAGGCUGACAAGGCAUUUGCCUUGAGCAGCACUUUCUGGGGGACGGCAAAAAAUGCCGCCACCCAAUCGCCCUGGCAAAUGCCUUGCCAGCCUUUUGUCCUGGGGGGCCCAGGAGCUGGCCCGCUGGCCACCUCUUGGCCCCCCCGAGGCUGGCAGUGGUGGCACUUUCUGGGCGGGCAGCGAGGGUGCACUGAUCCUCCCAUUCAGCUCCCUCGCGCGCACCGCAGUGAUGCUGGAGCCUGAAUAUGACGUCACUCCGGCCCCGGCAUCACUACGCGCCACACAAGGGAGCUGAACAGGCUGGGGGGAUUGAAUACAUUUUUUUUUUUUUUUUUUAAAUGUGAGUGUGUUAGUGAGUGUGUAUGCAUGUCUGUUAGUGUGUGUGUCUGUUAGUGAGUGUGUUAGUGUGUGUCUGUUAGUGCGUGUGUUUGUGUGUGUGUCUGUCAGUGAGUGUGUGUGUAUGUCUGUUAGCUAGUGUAUGUGUGUCCGUCAGUGAAUGUGUGUGUUUAUUUUGUAGAAGGCGGGGCGGGGGAAUUCCUGAGUUUUGUCAUGCCUAGAGCAGCACAAAACCAGGAUACACAACUGGUCACACCUCCCUGCAUGUGGCUUGCACAGCCUUCCUAAACACUUUCUGUAAAGAGACAUUUAAUGUUUACACUUCCUUUAUUGCACAUUCUUUUCAAUUUAGAUUUUCUUGUCUUCUACUUUGUUAUUAGCCUUCUAGACCCCGCAGGAGCCUCUUGUGUGUAAUUGACGUUCAAUUUACAAUGCUGAAGAUAAAAGCUUCUUAAGCCUGUUAACAUGUGACUGAAAAUGAAACCAUGUUUUCACGUUGGCUUUGCCAGUCAGAGCCAGGAGAGGAGUGGCUAGGGCUGCAUAAACAGAAACAAAAGUAAUUAAACUCCUAAAAUGGCUGAGAAUUGAGCAGUGAGACUGUAGGUCAUAAUCUAUACAUGCUUACUGCUUCGUUAAGCUAAAGGUUUUUUUUUUUUUUUUUAUGCCUAUAGUAUAUGCCGUCAUGUGGUGCAGUGCUUUAAUGCCCAGUGACAGUAUAGACCGUAAAAGUACCAGCAGGGGUUAAAUACCAAUCCCAAUUGUUAAAUCUCUGCUCACACCAGGAAACCCAGCUAUCAACAGAUACCUGGGGCUCCCCUCUGUCAGCUAGGGCCAUUUUUAGUGGGCUCCAUACUUUUUGAUGAGCUGUAUGCAGUGCUGAACAUGUGGAGAUGUUUCUGAGUAUAGUUUACAUACACAAUGGACACGAGAUGUAAAAAAACAAACAAAAAAAAUACAAUAUAUUGUAGUAUAUGUAAAAAUUUAAAAAUAAAAAUGAAUACCACAAACUUUGAAAAAGCACUUCAAUAAAGCUCAAAAUAGAUGUUGUGUAUGAAAUGGUAUGCAUUUAUUGAGUAAUUUAAAUAUGUGAGCUAUUAAAAUGCCCCAAAAUGCAUCAUGGACCCUCCUUUAUAUUGACAUUUAAGAAAAAAAAAAAGCUGCAAUGUGCAGGUAAUAUAUUUGGAUCUUUACAAAAAUUUGACAAAGGUAUAUAUACAAAGGUGGACUUUCUGUACUCGUGAUAUAGCUGAGCACAAUUUAGUGAUUUUUCUUACAGUAGCACAUAUCAAGUUUACACAAUAAACUGCUAAUUUGCAAUGUGCAUGUAAAGAAAGGCGAAUAUAAAAUGCUAUAAACCUUAAAAGAAGUUGGUGCUAAAAUGGAUAUAUAACAAGACACAAUUCUGUCACAAACUUACCUUUACCGGCGCCCGCCCGCUCCUCUCCUCUGGCCACGCGGGCAGAACGCACCGCCUGGCCUCAUGGCCUCAAUCCUCGGGCCGCGUGGCCUGAAUAUAAUACUUAUAUUCUAUCCCACGAACGGCUCCCUCUGCUGGUUCAUGGGACGAACUGCAACCCCUAAAAAUAAAAGAAACAGCCAUGAUGUCAUUACCUUAAAGGAACCACAUCAUCUAAGCGACUCAAUGCUGUUUGGGCUCGCAGAGAUGGCGUGGACCAAUUGAAACUCUUUCAAGCCUAUAUAAGGUUUGUUUUAGCCUCCAUUCUUUGCCCUAUCGUGGUUUAUGUGUGGAUCCAUGUUUAGUGCUCUUGUUGAUUCCCUUGUUAUUUCCUGUAUUUGACUUCUGAUUUCUGGUAUCCUGACCCCAUCUUCGUAUUUGACUUCUGAUUUCUGGUAUCCUGACCCCGGCUUCGUAUUUAACUCAUGUAUUCUGGUAUCCUGACCCCGGCUUCGUAUUUGACUUGUGAUUUCUAGUAUCCUGACCCCGGCUUUGUCUUGACUCUGAGUACUCCUGUCCUUAAUUUAUUUUGACCCUGUUUCUUGUUGUAUUAAUACGUUAAGUCCGGCCAUUCUAAGGCUCGGUAAGACGUCUUUCGGAUCCAUCUUUUGUGGGUUUCCUCUUUCAUGUGUGUUGGAGUACGACUCCCGUGACAAAUAUAUACCAUAUGACAUAUCUUGUGGUGUCUACUUUCACAAAGCUAUGUGUUUAUGAGUAUGUGUUUAUUUUUUUAUAUCCUGGCUAGGGAAGGUGCUCCGGUCUUGGUGACUGGUAGAACUUUGGGGAGGGCAUGGAGGGGCAGGGGCAUUGGUACAGGAGCUGUUAGGGGGGUGGACUUCGCUUGGUUUCGAGAUUAAUACUUCACUCUAAUCAUUGUGUGAUUUUAUUGUGAUGUUUACAAUGUUUUUAUAAUAGUUAUGUAAUAACACUGUUUUAAAAUAAGGAAAGCAUACCACAGCACAUAUAUUAUACAAAACAUAUGUGAGGCCAAUACACCUUCUCAGAGAUCUGUGCAUUAAAGGGUUACUCUAAACACCUUGACCACUUUAUUGAUUUGAAGUGACCAUUGUACCCCUAGUCUAUAUGUGUGUUUAGCUAUAAAACACUGAUCUUAUGGAGUUUAACCUAUUUCCAACAUCCAGCAGUGUCACUGAGGCGUAAUUAGCCAGCCCAGGAUAAGUGUUCUGGGUUGACUAAUGUCAAAUCUGUGCAUAUUUCAAUGCAAAUAGUUGCUUUCAUUGGCUAAGAGUGGUAUGUGGUAUGCUGACGUACUUAGCCAAUGAAAGACAGGUGAGAUCAGCAUCUAGAUUCUACAGCUCCAUGAAAGACCCAUGUACCCAUUGGUGACCUAGGUAAGAAGGCAAAACGUUUGCCCCAUUACCGAGAAAAAGGGCAAGGGAAUUCCUGCCAUCAUAACCACUACAGAGGGCUGUAAUGGUUAUGAUGCUUGGUGUAACCCUUUAACGUUAAGCGAAUUGCUGUAUGGAAGGGAUUUGAGUGCUGUAAUCAAACUUUUAAACAUUCUACUCUUUAUCUCCAGCCUUGUCACUAAGGUAAACGUUUUUGGUUGCUAAAAUGUUUUGCUUAUCUAGACAUUUUCACUGAUGUGUUAGCAUGGCUACCUUACAAAAUGUUGUGUAUGUGAAAUUGCUAAAAUAAAAUGGCUUUCUCAGGGAUUUUGACUUUACUUUUUGUGACAUGUUUUGAACAAGCCCUUUAAUAAAUGAGGCAUUGAAGACCAUGGCUGCUCCUUUAGAUUGCACGGUAGUUGAAUUUCUGAUUGAUUGGUGCUAACGAUCGCAAGGUUUCAGUUCAGUGACAUCUGCCUUCUGUGCUCUUACUGGAACAAAUUGUUUAUCUCAUCCUGUAGCACCUGUUUAAAAACUGGGAAUAAAAUCCGUUUACAUAAACUGCUUUUCUCAUAAUUGACUUGACUUUAUUUUAUCAGUUGUAAGGGACAUGUUUUUAAUUGGCCAGUGUUAUGGCCAACAUGACUGACUCCCCUUUAGUAGUGAUGCACUUUUUUGUUUUACAUUGUGUUGGCCAAAUAGCUGUAGGCAAUAUGUAAUUGUAUUUUAUAUACCUGAUGAUACACUGCAAGUUACACUGUAACAGAAAAGUUAUAAACAUGCUAUAAAUGGAUGCAAGUAUCUGUGUUCUAAUGAAUGCUGUCCACGUCAAAUUAUGCCCACACAGAUGCACUUUGGCAUGUCAAGUACAUCAAUUGGAGGUGGACCGCUGUCACUUGCAAUAAUGUUUAGCAGUCAGAUUGAAACAUUUUCAAGUGUAACUUUUAAUCUGUACAAUUCCUGCCAAUUUUACUGGCACAUUGCAGAUACAUCUCAUCCUUAUCAGAAUGUCUUGUAGUCAACAUGAGUCCAUUCAAAUGUUAUAUUUUGUGCUAAACAUUUGGGUCUCGAUUUAAUAUAUACUUGGUUACACUUAAAAAAUAAUUUGUUUUCAAAUUAUAAAAAUAUUAAAUAUUGCAAAUAUCACCCCCCAAAAAAUAUUUUUCAUAAUAUUAAAUCAUUUUACAAGUUUAUCCAAAAUUAUUAAAUCUUUUGAAAAGAUGAGCCAAUAAUUUUAAAUCAAGGCGUGUGAAUGGUUAUAUAGAUUAUGAAUUAUUAUUUUUUAUUUAUAUAGCGCCAUCAAAUUCCGCAGCGCUUUACAAUGAGUGGACGGACAGACAUGUAGUUGUAACCAGACAAAUUGGACACACAGGAACAGAGGGGUUGAGGGCCCUGCUCAAUGAGCUUACAUGCUAGAGGGAGUGGGGUAAAAUGACACGUAGAAACAUAGAAUGUGACGGCAGAUAAGAACCAUUCGGCCCAUCUAGUCUGCCCAAUUUUCUAAAUACUUUCAUUAGUCCCUGGCCUUAUAUUAUAGUUAGGAUAGCCUUAUGCCUAUCCCACCCAUGCUUAAACUCCGUUACUGUGUUAACCUCUACCACUUCAACUGGAAGGCUAUUACAUGCAUCCACUACCCUCUCAGUAAAGUAAUACUUCCUGAUAUUAUUUUUAAACCUUUGUCCCUCUAAUUUAAGACUAUGUCCUCUUGUUGUGGUAGUUUUUCUUCUUUUAAAUAUAGUCUCCUCCUUUACUGUGUUUAUUCCUUUUAUGUAUUUAAAUGUUUCUAUCAUAUCCCCCCUUUCUCGUCUUUCCUCCAAGCUAUACAUGUUAAGAUCCUUUAACCUUUCCUGGUAAGUUUUAUCCCGCAAUCCAUGACCCAGUUUAGUAGCCCUUCUCUGAACCCUCUCUAAGGUAUCAAUAUCCUUCUGAAGAUACGGUCUCCAGUACUGUGUACAAUACUCCAAGUGAGGUCUCACCAGUGUUCUGUACAAUGGCAUGAGCACUUCCCUCUUUCUACUGCUAAUACCUCUCCCUAUACAACCAAGCAUUCUGAUAGCAUUUCCUGCUGCUUUAUUACAUUGUCUGCCUACCUUUAAGUCAUCAGAAAUAAUCACCCCUAAAUCCCUUUCCUCAGAUGUUGAGGUUAGGACUCUAUCAAAUAUUCUGUACUCUGCCCUUGGGUUUUUACGUCCAAGAUGCAUUAUCUUGCACUUAUCCACAUUAAAUGUCAGUUGCCACAAUUCUGACCAUUUUUCUAGUUUACCUAAAUCAUUUGCCAUUUGGCUUUUCCCUCCUGGAACAUCAACCCUGUUACAUAUCUUAGUACCAUCAGCAAAAAGACACACCUUACCAUCAAGACCUUCUGCAAUAUCACUAAUAAAAAUAUUAAAGAGAAUGGGUCCAAGUACAGAUCCCUGGUGACAAGUCCAAGCUCCGAAUAUAUUCCAUUGACUACAACCCUCUGUUGCCUGUCACUCAGCCACUGCCUUAUCCAUUCAACAAUAUUGGAAUCCAAACCUAAAGAUUGCAGUUUAUUGAUAAGCCUACUAUGUGCAACAGUGUCAAAAGCAUUAUGGUAAGCAAUGUCUACUGCACCACCCUGGUUUAUAAUUUUACUUACCCAAUCAAAAAAAUCAAUAAGAUUAGUUUGGCAUGAUCUCCCUGAAGUAAACCCAUGUUGUCUCUGAUCGUGAAAUCCAUGUAUUUUUAGAUGUUCAACAAUCCUAUCCUUUAACAUGGUUUCCAUCACUUUCCCCACUAUUGAAGUAAGGCUUACUGGCCUAUAGUUGCCCGACUCCUCCCUAUUACCUUUCUUGUGAAUGGGCACAACAUUCGCUAACUUCCAAUCUUCUGGGACUACUCCUGUUAGCAAUGAUUAGUUAAAUAAAUCUGUUAAUGGUUUUGCUAGUACACCACUAAGCUCUUUUAAUAGCUUUGGGUGUAUUCCAUCAGGUCCCAUUGACUUAUUUGUCUUUACUUUUGACAGUUGAAAUAGAACCUCUUCCUCUGUAAACUCACGUGUAAUAAAUGACUCAUUUAUCCUUUUUCUUAACUGAGGUCCCUUUCCUUCAUUUUCAGCUGUAAAUACAGAACAAAAAUAUUCAUUGAGGCAGUCAGCUAGACCUUUAUCCUCUUCUACAUACCUUCCUUCUUUUGUUUUUAAUCUAACUAAUCCUUGUUUUACUUUUCUUUUCUCAUUUAUGUAUCUAAAAGAAGUUUUGUCCCCCUUUUUUACUGACUGUGCGAUUUGGAAGCUCUUAUAACUUGCUUAGCCUCUUUCUGCCUAAUCUCAUAGAUCAUUUUGUCUUCCUCACUCUGGUUUUUUUUUUUAUAAUUACUAAAUGCUAACUUUUUGUUUUUAACUAUUUUGGCAACAUCUGCGGAGUACCACAGUGGUUUCUUGAAUUUUUUGCUUUUACUGACAAGCCUAAUGCAAUUUUCUGUUGCCUUCAGUAGUGCAACUUUUAAAUAAUCCAAUUUCUCUUGGACUCCAUUUAAAUUGCUCCAGGCUGAUAAUGACUCCUCUACACAUAUUCUAAUUUUAGAAAAGUCUGUUUUUCUAACGUCUAAAACUUUUGUUUUGUGUGGUGUGACUCAGUCACUCUUCUUAUAUUAAACCACACUGACUGAUGAUCACUGGAUCCUAAACUUUCACCUACAGUAAUAUCUGAUACCAAAUCUCCAUUUAUUAACACUAAAUCUAGUAUGGCCUCUUUACGAGUUGGCUCCUCAACGACUUGUUUUAGAGACAAUCCCAGUAGGGAGUUUAGAAUAUGUGUGCUCCUGGCACAAGCAGCUAUUUUUGUUUUCCAAUUCACAUCGGGAAGAUUAAAGUCACCAAUUAUGAUAACUUCCCCCUUCAUUGUCAUUUUAGCUAUUUCCUCAACUAGUAGAUUAUCUAACUCUUCAAUUUGUCAUGGGGGCCUAUAAAUCACACCCACACGAGUUACUGUGUGAUUGCCAAAUUCUAACGUAACCCAAACGGACUCUAUGUUCUCCUCACUAACUGUUAUCAGGCUAGAUUUUAUGCUAUUCUUCACAUACAGGGCCACCCCUCCCCCUUUCUUGCCUUCCCUGUCUUUUCUAUAUAAAGAGUACCCUGGUAUUGCUAUGUCCCAGUCAUUUUUUUCAUUAUACCAUGUCUCAGUAACAGCGACUAAAUCUACACUAUCAGUUGCCAUUAUUGCCACAAGUUCAUGGAUCUUAUUCCCUAAACUGCGAUCAUUUGUAGACAUGACUAUAAGCUUAUCAUUUUGUAACACACUUGCUACAGGCACCUUCUGUCCUUGUUUUAGGGGACAAUUGGAUUGAUGUUUUAUAACCCUUUUGCCCCCCCUCCUAGUUUAAAUACAUCCUAGCAAAACCUCUGAACUGCUCACUGAGAACAUUUGUUCCCUUUUGAGAAAGAUGCAAACCAUGUUUUUUUGUACAGGUUAUUUCCAUUCCAAACAGAGCUACCAUGAGAAAUAAAGCCAAAUCAUUGCUCCCGACACCAUUCACCAAGCCACAAAUUAAAGUCCCUAAUACACAUCUGCCUGUUGUUCUGAGUGUUAUGCACCGGCAGAACUUCAGAGAAUGACAGUGUGGAAGCAACCUGCCGUAUAUCAUUGGCAAAAACACUAAAAACUUCCUUAACCUCUGAAACCUCAUCACAAAAGGUAAGGAUAUAAUUAAUGCAUUAAGGGAACAUUCCAAGUACUACAACCACUACAGUUCACUUUAGUGUUUAUAAUGCCAGGAGUGCCCGUGUGCCCACCCAAAUACAUACAAGGAUUAGCCACAACAUAAAAAACACUGAUUGGUGAAGUGAAUAGCAUUGAUUAUAUCGUUACAAUGGCACCUGUCAAGGAGUUGGAUAUAUUAGGCAGCAAGUGAACAGUCAGUUCUUUAUUUUCAUGAUUUGGAAAUAGGAAAAUGGGCAAGCAAAAAGAUCUGAGGGACUUUGACAAGGGCCAAAUAGUGAUGGCUAGUCAACUGGGUCAGAGCAUCUCCAAAUAGGCAAGGCAUGUGGGGCAUAGCUACCAAAAGUGGUGCAAGGAAGACAACCAGUGAUUCGGUUUCAAAGUCAUGAUGCACGUGGAGAGCAAAGGCUAUCACAUCUGGUCCAGUCAUGCAGAAGAGAUACUGAAGCUCAAAUUGCUAUUAAAAAAAACCCCCCAAAAAACAUAAUGCUGACCAUGAUAGAAAGGUGUCAGAAGGUGCGUCACCUGUUUGUUAUGUAUGGGGCUACGUAGCUGCAAAACAUUUGAAGCACUUCCAAUUUUGCAACAAACUAGGGAAAAAAAUUCCUUUUGACCCCAGAAUGGCAGUGGAUCAAGAAGCUAUUACCCUGCAGUUGAAAUAUUAUAUCAUUCAAUAUUCUAAGUAUGCAUCUAGUUGCUGUUUAAACAUCUGCACAGAUUCUGAUAAAACCACUUCUUCAGACAGAGAAUUCCACAUCCUUAUUGUUCUUACAGUAAAAAAAACUUUCCUUUGCCCUAGACUAAAUCUUCUUUUUUCCAGUCUAAAUGCAUGACCUUGUGUCCUAUCUAUAGUCCUGUUUGUGAAUAGAUUUCCACACAAUGAUUUGUUUUGGCCCUAGAUAUAUUUGUAUAAUGUUAUCAAAACCCCUCUGAGGCGACAUUCCUUUUAGUAAUUUUAGUUCUAUGGUUUAUAAUAUUUAUAGAUAGUUUGUGAUUCAUUUUUCUUUUUGGUUUGUUUUAUUGUUUUUUUUGUUUUGCAUUGUAGAAUCACAGAAAUGCUUAUUUUCCAAUAGUAUACACACGCUAGAAAAUUUACAUUUAAAAGUUAGUUUUACGUAAUGGUAAAACAAGAUUUUUGAUUUUACUGUAAGUGUGUAUGUGCCUAUAUAGAUAUGUUUAUUUUUUUUAUUUAAAGAUUAUUGCUGACCAUUUUUCCUGUUUCAUAGGACUGCACAUGCUCGCGCUAAAGGGGAUGCUGCUGAUCAGGCAAGCCAAGCAGCACGCCAGGAAUCCGAUAUUGCAAGAGCAGUAGCUAAGGAACUGUCGCCAAGCUUCCAUCAGCCAGGUAAGAAAUGUUUGUUGGAAAAUUAAUAAUUAAUUAUUUCAUUUAUUGUUUGCUCUGUUUUUUUUGUUUUUGUUUUCUUUAAAGCAGUACAAUGAAAAGGGUGCCAUGACUGAUUUUGGAUUUUGGUCCAGAGGCGAGCUACAACAUUGAUAAAAGGAAUGGAGCAUUUUAGUUAUGAAGAAAGGUUAAAAAAAUUAAAUCUGUUUAGUUUGGAAAAACGGCGCCUGAGGAGGGGAUAUGAUAACUUUAUACAAAUAUAUUCGGUGCCAGUACAAACCUUUAUCUGGAAAUCUAUUCAUAAACAGGGUUAUACAUAGGACAUGAGGUCACACAUUUAGGCUGGAAGAAAGGAGAUUUCAUCUAAGGCAAAGAAAAGUUUUUUUUACAGUAAGAACAAUAAGGAUAUGGAAUUCUCUGCCUGAAGAGGUGGUUUUGUCAGAGUCCAUACAGAUGUUUAAACUGAAAUUGGAUAAAUACUUACAAAAACAUAACAUACAGGGAUAUAAUUUCUAAUUAGUGGGGUAAUAGCUGCUUGAUCCAAGGAGACAUCUGACUGCUAUUUUGGGGUCAAGAAGGAAUUUUUUCCUAGUUUGUGGCAAAAUUGGUAGUGCUUCAGACCAGGUUUUUUGCCUUCUUUUGGAUCAACAGCAACAACAUUUGUGAGGAAGGCUGAACUUGAUGGACGCAAGUCUCUUUUCAGCUAUGCAACUAUGUAACUAUAUGUAACUAUGUAACUAUAUAAAUGCAUUGCAAAGUUUAGGCCAAAGUUAUGGGAAAAAAAGGACAAAGUUUUUAGGGAAAAAAACAACCAGACUUUCCCUAUUCUUUCCACUUAGCUAUUUUGCCAGAUUCUUGACAGUUUCUGGUUUAGUUAAUAACUUAAGUAGUGUACCUUUUAAAAAAACAAAACAGAAGGGUACAUCCAUUCUGUCCAAUGAAACAUAAAGAUGAGCUAGUAAUCCCUAAACUGCUGAAAAGAGUUAAAGCGGUAGUGUCAUAUCAAACUUACCUUUCUCCUAUUGUUUCCUCUUCUCUUCCUCUCUCAGAAUCUGUUUUUCUUUUCUUUAUUUCAGAUCCAGUUUUCUUUAAAUCAUAAGACAUUUGACUUUCUUUGACCAAAAGAAGAGCUUAAAUCAGUUCUAUUUCCUGUCAGAGAAAGUGCUCACCCUUCUACUUGACAAGGAAAUGGAGCUGAUUUAAGAUCCUCCUUUGGUCUAUGAAAGUCAAGCAUUGGAAAAAUACAUAAGACAAAGUAGUCUCUAAUCUAGAUCAGAAAAAAAGAAAAGAAAAACAAUAGUAGAAAGGUACGUUUGACGUGAAAAUGCCCCUAUAAAAAUAAAGAGCACUGUGUAUAGGCAGUUAUUAAAGUUCUAUAUAUAGUAUAUAUCAGGUGACCUUGUCACUUUAACCUUCUACAGUUGCUUUUUAAAGUUACUUGUUCAAUGGCGCUCUAUGGAUUUAAAUCCUAAACAGCAGAUAAUUAAGCGAUGAGACUACAGGUGAAUGGUGUAUACGCCAAAAUCACUUCAUUAAGCUAAAGUUGUUUUAGUGCUUAGUGUAUUGCUUUUUUUUUUUUAAAUUUGAAAGUUUUAUUUUCAGAAAAAGGAAAUUGAGGGUACAGAAAAAAGAGAGGGAGGGGGGGAGACCUCUCGGUCAAGACAUCUUGUUCCUCGUUUUAUAGCAUACAUACGUUCGGCAUUGAUACAUAUACAGAUUGAGGUUGACAUGGAUGAAUAUACCACAUUGAGAACGAAACGUUCAGUAAGCAGUUUACAAUUGUGCAUCUUUAGACAUUUACGCCAUUCUAAAUAGUCAUACAGACAAGUAUACAUCAUCCUAUUUGGGUAUUGCGUGUCCCUAGUCUGGGUCAUAUGGUAUCGUCUCUUACGGUGUAUGUGGGUUGUUUCUUUAGGGAUGGUUCGUCCUGUCUAGUCAGCUUUCCGCAUUGGUCUAGUUAGGUUAUAGUGAAUGGUGAUGUAUUAGUGAGAGCCAUGGUUCCCACAGCUGUUCCGUGAGCCGUGUUUUUGCAUGGGAAUCUGAGGAAAGUACUUCAUAUCUAUAAAAUUGGUAUAUCUUGUUCAGUAGUUCUUUGUGUGUUGGGCAAUAUGUGCUCCGCCAAUGUAGAGCAAUGAGGUUUCUAGCCGCUAAUAUGAUAGUGGAGGCCAGUUUCUUGGCUCCUUUUUUCCAUGUGCGUGGGAAGAGCAAUAGGAUCACCACCAUUGGUGUGAGGUCAACCGUGUAACCUAAUGUUUUUUCCAGUAGUUGUUGUACAUGUGACCACAGGGGUUUGAUCUUGCUACAUUCCCACCAGAUGUGGGUCAUGGUCCCUUCCCUUAAGCCGCAUCUCCAACAUUUGGAGUCUACUGUAGAAUAUAUUUGAUGUAGUCUUUGCGGGGUAAGGUACCACCGGUAUAUCACUUUUUUGUGUGCCUCUACAUGAGAGAAGCAGGAUGUGAGGCCUUUUAGGGCAUUCAAUGACUGGAGCCAUUGGUUAUCAGUGAGUUCGGGUAUAUCCUCUUUCCCCCAUUGUUUUACAUAGUUAAAAGCAUGUGGUGGUGUAUGGCCUAGAAGGGUCUUAUAGCAUAGGGAUAGUGACUUGGGUUUUGUCGGUGCCGACAUGCAUCUUGUAAUGAUAGUCAAUGUGUGGGUCCCUUGUGGUGGAGUUGUCGGGAGUUUCAAUGUCACCUUGGUGUGCACAAUGCUCUUUAGUUGUAUGAAUUGGAACAUAAAGGAGUUGGGUAUCUUGUAGUUGGCUUGUAGUGUAGGGAAGGCCAUGAGUUCAGUUUGGGAGCAGAGGUCUUUGAUAUGUUUAACACCAUACGUAGCCCAGGAUUUUAGUGACAACCAAUCUGACACUCCUUCCAGCGCCCCUAACGGGGCAUAUACACAGAAUUUUCCUUUCUCAGAUAUGGUGGUUAAAAAUUUGUCCCAUAUAUGUAUAGUCAGUCUAGUGGUGGGGUAUUAUGGGAGUUUCUUUGGUCUGUAAAUUUUGGGGGACCAUAGUAUGUUUAGCAUGAGGUGCGGAGAGAAUUUUUCCUGUUCCAUGUCGACCCACUGAAAUGUGUUUCUGGGGGCAUGGAUACGAAUUGCGGAUUCGAGGAUGGAAGCUUCAUAGUAAGUAGCUAGUUUUGGGAGGCCGAGACCACCCAUCAUUUGUGGGAGUUGGAGUAAGGAUUGAGGUAGUCUGGCUUUUGCUUUAUUCCAGACAAAUCUAUUUAAGGUUGUUUGUAGGGUUUUUAGUUCGUGUGGUGGGACGUUGAGAGGUAACAUUCGAAAUACAUAAAGGAUUUUGGGUAGUAACACCAUUUUAAUAGUGUUGAGUCUGCCCAACCACGACAGGUGGAUGUGUUUCCAUGAUUGGAAGUGUGAGGUGCAGGUAUGUUGCAGGGAUCUAUAGUUAAGAGAUACCAUUUUUGAGGCAUGUAAAGCUAGCUUCACCCCUAAAUAUGUGAUGUGCUUUUGUCUCCAAUCGAAGUUGAAGGCCUGACGUAAUGUAUUUAUCUGCGCCAUGGACAUAUGUAUCGGUAGGGCUUGUGUUUUAUUGCUAUUGAGCUUGUAGUAUGAUAUAGAACCAUAAUCUUGUAGUAAAUCCAUUAAGUGGGGUAAAGAAACGUCUGGUUUGCUAAGGGAGAGCAAGAUAUCAUCUGCAAACAUUGACAAUCGGUAGUUGGAUUGUCCUAUGUGUAUGCCUGUAAUGAGAGGGUCUUGUCGGAUUUUGUGGGCUAGAGGUUCUAAUGCAAGGAUGAAAAGGAGAGGGGAUAGGGGGCACCCCUGUCUGGUUCCAUUAGUUAGGCCGAGUGGAGAGGAAAUGAAUCCAGAUUGGUAUACUUGAGCAGUAGGGUUUUUAUAUAACGUCAUAAUCCCUUGGAUAAGCUUUGGUGGGAGGCCGAAUUUCGUUAGUACCGAUGUCAUAUACGCCCAAUUCAGCCUAUCGAAAGCCUUUUCAGCGUCUAAUGCUAGAAGCAAGCAUUCAGUACUCUCUGAUUCUACAUGGGAUAGUAUGUUGAGUAUUUUCCUAGUGUUGUCGGAGCCCUGUCUCCCUUUUAUGAAGCCUGAUUGAUCAUUGUGUACUAUUUGUGGCAAAAUGGGGGCUAAUCUGUUGGCCAACAGCUUGGCAUAUAUUUUAGCGUCGCAGUUCAGGAGGGAUAUGGGCCUAAAGUUGGAACAGUGGGUCGGGGGUUUUCCCGGUUUGGGGAGUGUAGUUAUGUGGGCUUGGAGCAUAGCUGCGGGCAUAGUUCCUGUUUGAAAAGAGCGGUUAAAUAAAGUGGCCAUGUGGGGUGCCAGAAUGUCUUUGAAGGUAUGGUAAUAUAGGUUUGUGAACCCGUCUGGCCCGGGUGAUUUGUGUUUCGGCAAUUGUUUGAUGGUAUCUAUAAUUUCUUAUGUUGUAAAUGGUUGUGUCAAUUUAUGACAGUCUUCUGGGGUAAUGGAUGGUAGUUGUACGUCAUUCAGGAAAGCAUCUAUGUCUUUUUGACUAGGUGUGGGAUUUCCAUUUUCACCAGCUAAGUUAUAUAAGCUACUGUAGUACUUGCCAAACUCUUCCACCACUUCUUGUGGAUUGGUAAUCUUGUGUCCUUCUUUAGUGAGUAUAUAAGCUAUCUUGGAGGAUGUAGUUUUUGUUUGAAGGUGGGCAGCUAAAAAUUUUCCUGCUCUAUUCCCUUCUGCAAAGAAUUUAUGUUUCAUUCUAGUCAGUAAGUAAGUAGUUUUGGCUAGUUCCAAGUCUUUUAGUGUAGCCUGUAGGUGGAGAAUUCGUUUCGUGGUACUAUGUGAUGGUGAACGCUUGUUUGUGCGAGUGAGGGUGGCAAGUUCCGUGUGUAUGUCUGUAUACGCUUUCGUGCGUUGUCUUUUGUUAAAGCUGGCGUGUUUAAUGCAUUGGCCUCUGAGGACUGCUUUGUGCGCUUGCCAAAGCGUCUCCACUCCUACUUCCUCUGUGUUAUUAAUAGUAAAAUAGGAUUUAAAAUCUUCUGUGAGUUGUGAGACCAGUUUGUGGUCAUUGAGGAGGGUAUCAUUAAGUCGCCAUGUGCGGUUGCCAUUGGUAGGGUGCAUUGUGUUUAUCUAAAUCGUUAUAGGUGCGUGAUCUGACCAUGUUAUCAUGCCUAUAUCUGUUUUGGAAAUUCGUGAUAUGUGUGUUGAUGGAACUAAGAAGCGGUCGAUCCGGGAGUACGUAUCGUGUACUAGGGAGUGGUGUGUAUAGUCUCUUUCUAAUGGAUGAAGGGUCCUCCAUAUGUCAGUGUAACCAUGAGUAUUGAGGGUGUUAUCGAUAAGGGUCGUAGCUCGUGUUCUACGUUGUGAUGUAGUUCGUGAGACUGUCGUGGUCGAAGUGGAAUCUAGAUUUGGGUCUACAAGGAAAUUGGUGUCUCCCCCUAUUAGUAUUUCUCCAAAUUUGUGCGCCUGUGUUAGAGUGAGGAUAUGAUCUAGGAAGGUGUGUUGGUCAGUGUGUGGGCUAUAAAUAUUGACCAGUGUGUAGUGAGCGUUGUUAAUGAUGCAUUGCAAGAGGAGGUAGCGUCCUUUUUUAUCGCUUACUUUUUUUAUGAAUUGGAAUGCUACAUCUUUACUGAUCAAUAUUGUAACCCCUCUUUUUUUUCUUGUAAGUGCUGUGGUAUCCUACCGGAUAGUUUCUGGAUGAGAAUUUGGGGUGGCUUGCAGUUUGGAAGUGGGUUUCUUGGAAGAAUGCAAUAUGUGCUUUGUGUUUUUUUGCUUCCGACAAUGCCAUGCGCCGUUUAUGGGGUGAGUUAAGUCCCUUAGUAUUUAUAGAAAGUACGUUAAGUGUCAUGACAAGGGAUUUCUAAUUUGUGUAUACUUUGCUGAGUUAUCAGCACGGAUAUGGUGCAUAACCAAGUAAUAGUGUGUGCCUCGAGUCGUCCGACCCUUUGUAAUAGCCAUUUAGGCGGUGCUGUAUGUUCGAUUAGGCGGUAGAUUUGUGGUAUGGGCAUGGGCAUGUCUCGGUGGUGGUUAGAUAUCUUGGCGAGAGGUGGAGGGGGAUUGGGGGUAAAACAUACAACAUAUAUCGAACUAUAUACAAAGAAAAGGCCUCUGUGGUGAGACCUAAGGUUCUCCAUUUCCGUCGGGCACUGAAGCCCCUGUGGGGGGGGGAGAAUCCCAGAAAUCUGAUAAGGGUGAGUUAUUAGUGCAUGGGGUGGUAGAGGGUAAAAUAGACUCCCCGGCCGUAAGUAGGGAUGUGAAGACCGGAUAUCCCUGGUAUAGUAUCUAGCUGUCCGUGUAUAUAAAUACUCAUAGAGAACCCGGUCAUUCCAUCUUGGGAUGUGCAAGUCGUAGCUCAUAGAGCCAAAGUACACAAGUCAAUAAGUACGGCAUUCACUGUUCAUUUCUAUCUCUAUUCUAGCGUUCGGUCACCACAUCUUAAGCUAUCUCAGUUAAUGUGCCAAUGAAAGAUGUUGUCUUCAUGUAAGGGAUGGGGACGAUGGGGUAUACACAAGAGAGUCAUAUGUGUUACUUAAGCAUAUAAAAGAGGGGAAAAUAUAAUCUUGGUAGGAUCAACACCUUUGUCUCAUCUCAGUGCCUGUCUUGGAACGUUAAGGUGUGUCCCAAAUUGUAUCUCCAGCCCUGAGGGGUGUUGAGAUAGCGUGGGGAGUUUCUAUGGACCACUUCUCAAAAGGAGUGGUACCAGGUUAGGUAGUGAAUGUAGUGAGUGCUACAUCCUAGGUAAUAUUAUGGUGUUGGUGUAGCUUGGAGGGGCAGCUGACGUUAAUGUUUGUUUGGUUCUGUGGUGCAUCCUCUCCCUCUUUAGGCAAACGCCGGCAGGUGGAGUGGUGUCGUUUAUGUGGUAUGGGUUGUGUGUCCGUGAUGAGUCACGGUGAGCGGGUCACUAGAGUAGUUACUCAGCGCUACGGAUCCGGGGGCAGUGGGAAGCUUGAGUUGGGUGAGAUAGAUACAGUACACUGAUGCAGCAUUGUGGUGACCGCCAGAGGGGUCUAUACACCCACUGGGAUUAAUGGAACAUCAUGUUAUAACUACAUUGAGUAAUAUUAAUCAGACAUAACAAAAUUUGAGCAAUCUGCGACUAAAGAACAUUGAACAAAUCGUUUCCGAUAGGGUGGCCCAUCGGUGGCACGUAGUGCCGUGAAGUCCAUGCACCUGUUUCCACUUUUUUUUUUUUUUUUUUUUUUGGAAUAGUAAGGUGCAGGUACUCAGUCAGUUAACUUAGUCCUAUAGUAACAUGUAUAUAGUUUCACUUAGCUGUGGCCUUUGUGUGCCAAUCGUGCAUGAGCGUCUUCGGCGAUACAGCAGCUUUCUGCCCGGCAGGGGUGGCAUCGUUGCUGACAUCCAAAGGUAUGUUCCAUUCCUCCAGGAUCUUCUUUCCGUCCUCUGGGGUGAGAAUGUGUUUCUCGAUGCCAUUACGUCGGAGUAUGAGGCGAGCUGGGAAGCCCCAUUUGUAUGGGAUAUCUGCCGUCCUCAAGGCUUUGGUAAUUGGCAGAAAGCUUUUCCUUGCUGCUAAUGUAGCUGCUGAGAGGUCGGUGAACAGCUGAACUUUGCUGUAGGCGUCUGGUAGGGUCGGUUGUUUUCUGGAUGCCUGCAUUAUAGCUUCCUUGGUAGUAUAGUAAUGGACUCUGGUUAUAGUGUCCCUUGGGAUGGACGCCGGGAGGUGUUUGGUUUAGGCAAUCGGUGCGUUCUGUCAAGUAGUAGGGCUUCCUCUGGGAUAUCCGGGGCUAGAAGAUGGAAGAAUGUUUUGACGUGGGUGCCCAGGUUGUUUGGGGUGAUCUCUUCAGGGAUGCCGCGUAUGCGAAUGUUGUUUCGCCUGUCCCUGUCUUCGUGGUCGGCUAAUUUUGCAAGGAUGGAGUUUAGCCUUGCAUCCACCGUAUCAUAAGCUGCCGCCAUGUUAUUAUGGGCGCUGAUAAUUUCCUCCGUUUUGUGUUCAAGGUAGUCUGUACGUUCCCCCAGGGCCUUAAUGUCUGCCCUUAUUUCCUUCGCUAAUUUAGCAAAGUCUGCUUGUAGGGACACUUGCAGUCCGUUUAGCAUUUUCUGAAUGGAGGAGUCAGUAGCUGGGAGGUCCUUUGUAGAGAUCGAGGUGAUAUCGCUCCGGUCGGAGCUGGAGGCCGGUGAUCGCGGCCUGCCGGCGCCAUCUUGUGCGCCGCGUGGUGGUGAAGCCAUGGCAGAGAUCUGCAUGGAAGGCGUCUUUAGUUUAGUUUUUUUUGCUGAGCGUUGUGCCAUAUUGCAGAUUAAGUUCUCGUACACCCUUUGGGUUGUUUGGGGGGUAUAUGCUGAAUUCAGUCUGCUGUUAAUCGCUGUGAUUUGGGAUUCUCGCACGGAGCUGAUCUCUCACACGUCCAUCUCCUUGAGAGGUCAGGCCACGCCCCCCAGUGUAUUGCUUUUAAGAUGCAUUUAAAUUGAAUGUGCCAGAUCAUAUUCCCUCUUACAAACUACAGUUGCAAAACCAUCUGUAUCAUUCUACACCCUUUUUUGGUCUGUGACUUCUUCUGAUGCUGCUUGUCAAACUGGAAAGUCUAUAAAGUGUAAUUACUUAGCCAAGUUUUUGGGCAAGAAACGGAGCAGAGAACAAACGUUCCUUGUCUCUGGAAGAGCACUGCAACAAAUACACAGACACGUCUACGAGGAUAACUGCAAUUCGGUGUCGUUCUGUCACUAUAUAAUCCAUGUUCUUAUUUAAUGACCACCACAUCACCAACUGGUUGAUACUUUUUAGAGUUUUUUCUUUCUUCUGCAUUUUUUAUGGUCUUAUUAUAUUAAAGUUCUACACCCUCCUCCUUCCCAGUGUGAUUGAUGUGGCAGAACUCAAAGAUUCUUUGUGCGAUGAGAACUCUUUAGAUAAUACAUCUUUUAUAACAAAUAUUAACUUCCGUCCUUAGCCCUAAAUCCCUCUUUCACUGUGCACAAGUGUCCAGUGUUGUAGGUGUAAAAAGAAGCCGUGCAUGCUACUAAUAUGCUCUAACUCUGUGCAAGGGUCUCCAGAGGCACAGACGGGUAUUCAGUAUGAUGCACUGUAAUGAUUUUAUUAAUAGCUGCUAAUGAAAUGUGACAGAGUCUAAGGUCAUGACAAAGGGUUUGUACAAGACAUUACUAUAAUUGGGUGAAACACAGCUUUUCAUUAUAUACGUUAACUCUUUGAGCUCCGAAAGACUUAACAGCGGGCUUUCUAGUUUGUAAUGGACCAAAUUUAAAUAGUGUACAUUAAAAAUGUGUCCACAAAGCAUUUACCAAGGCUGUAUUUCAACUCGCCAGGACUGAAUAUUCUCUCACCAAUAGUUAGUACCAAUUGGAAAUUUUGAGCCCCAACUUAAGUAUAUGUAUAUGUCGACAAAGCAUGGCAAAAUAUAACACUACAGUUUAACAUGAGAAAAUAGUGCAUGUUCAAAAAUCCAGCACAUAUGAUAUAAUAACUUCUUAUGAAUAACAACCCGCCCCCACCCUCUCAGGUUUUUUGUUUUUUUUAAUUAACUUUCUACAUCUUUCACAUCUGUAACCUUAAAUCACACUCUGCCAAAGCUAUUUUACCAUUUUUAAAGCCAUUCCUUUCUUUCCGACUUAACCACCAUGUAAAUCGUCUUCUUAAUCAUCAUAUUUUAAUUAAAGGGACACUGUAGGCACCCAAACCACUUCAGCUCAUUCGGUUAAACAUUGCAGUUCCAGAUAAACUCUAAUGUUUACAUUGCAGCUCUAAGUCUGCCCCCCUGUGGACUUUUGGUCCGUUAUCUGACGCUGGACAUCCUCACGCUCUGCAUGAGGAACUCCAGCAUCAUAUUUUUUCCCCAUAGGAAAGCAUUGAUUCAAUUCAGCAUUUGCCGCGCAUGCGCAUUAGAUCCUGCUCGUUGCAGGAUGGAGAAGGGGGCGGAGCUUCGACCCAGCGCCGAGGGACAUCGGUGCUGUGAUCAGGUAAGUAAAUAAAGGCUUUUAACCCUUUAUUUACCGGGUAGGAGGGGGGAGGCAGAGGGAUCGGUAGUGCCAGGAAUACAGAUUUGUAUUCCUGGCACUACAGUAUCCCUUUAACCCCUUAAGGACCAAACGUCUGGAAUAAAAGGGAAUCAUGACAUGUCACACAUGUCAUGUAUCCUUAAGGGGUUAAGCUAGUCUGCCCCUUCUUCUCCACAUUAGUACAGCUUCUCCAUACAUACCAGCAUUCUACAUCACUAUGCUUUCUUUCUCCAUCAUGCAAACUAUCCCACUCUUGGUCUUCCUUACUUUACCAAGAAAUAUCUCCCAGGGCCGGCCUUAGGCCAUUAGGCGCCCUGUGUGAAAGUCUUCACGGCGCCCCCACCAAGUUGUCUGUAUACAGUCACACAAACCAUUACAGGCAGACAGUCACACAUGCUCAGUUACAGGCAGACCGUCACAGAGCCAAACAAACAGCUACAGGCACACAGUCACACACACAGUUACAGGCAGACAGUCACACACACACACACCCACACAGGCAGGCAGUCACACACACGCAGACAGGCAGUCACACACACACACACACAGGCAUGCAGACACACAGGUAGGCAGUCCCAAUUACACACACACACACACACACACAGACAUACAGACUUACCUCUUUCCAUUAUGGCUGGAAGGGGGAGUGGAUGCAGUUGGUUGUUGGGGAAGCAGGGGCUGCUUCCUUCUUCCCUCUUCCUGUGCAGGAACUUCGGGUAGGUAUUAGCUAUGCCUCAUGGGAAGCCCCGCCUCACGUGAAGACCCGCCCCCACUGCGGGGUGGAGAAUAAUUAAUCCUCCACCCGGGUACCUGUUUUAGCUCCCCUGACACCGCACAGCUCGCACACCCCUAAGGCCGGCCCUGAUAUCUCCCUAAACGGGGUUCUCCAUCUAGGUUUGCUGCCUGCUUCUGGACAGGUAAAACCUCUUAAAAGUGCAGAUUUUUGCACUAGCAACAGGUUUCCAAAAGAAGAUUCCAUGAAGCGCCUUUCUGUUUCAUGUUUAAUGGCCUGUGUGCUAAUACUGACUGGAUACUACAUGGUUGAGAAUCAAGCAGUGCGGCUACAGAGUCAUGGUCUAUCACCAAAACUGCUUCAUUCAGCUAAAGUUGUUUUGGUGCUUAUAAUUUCCCUUUAAAUUCAGGACUCACAUGGGAAACAAUAAGUAAACUUUACUGCAAUGUAACCUCUAGCCUUUCUAUCACUAUAUAAAAAUAUUUAAAUGGAGAGGAGAUAUAAAUUAUACAUUUAAGUAUUUUACUACAUUUUCUUCAGCAACUACAGACAACACCUAAAAUGUAUUCAGCAGUAUCUCCAGCUCGUGGAAAUAUCCUCAAUAGAUUUCUAAUGUUUUCACUUUACUUAGAAAAUCAUGAUACUUCAUGGGAAUAAAACAUAUAUUAGUUUUCCAUUAUACCCGUCCUGGGUUUGAUACUGUCACAGUGCCGGAAACCGUAAUUACUUACGCAACCCCCAACAACGUAACUAGCAAGCUGGUAGUUGCAAAAGCAAUACAUAAUUCUUUUGAUGUAGUCUACUAUUUCCUCUUUAACUCUGUCUAAACUGCUAAAUUGUUGUAUUCUACUCAUGAAUUUCAUUCUCUGUUGAGUGCUGACAGUUUAACUGCAUAAUAGUACGUUGAAGGCCUGCAUUUUAUUAAAUCUCAAUCUGUGAAUGAACAAACUACUUGUGAAACGGAACGCUCAUUAUUUACCACUCUCUCUUGGAAUUGCAUGAGCACAUUUCAUAAUGCAGUUACUUUGAUAUGAUCAUUAGAAUUCACUUGUGAAUUUUUCGGAAGUGAUAAAGAUAAUCUUCGACGCAGCCUGACAUCCUAAGUGACGUUUUGGCUAACGACACUGGUACAGCUACUUUACUCCUGGCUCUAAUUAAUUAUCAUUUCUUUUCAUCUCUGAGUUAUGUUAAGUUUGACACUGGCUUAAGUGGAAAGCAUACAACUGCACAAAUGAUUGAAAAUAAUGUAUGCUGCUAAAAGUAAUAAUAUAGAUCCACGUUGUAUACUUCUAAUUUAAAGAGCAAUUUAUGCAUAGAAAAUAGCAUGAGAGGCACAGGUUUAACUAAAAUAUACAAUAAAACAGCAAUUAUAUGUGUAGAUUGCUGUUCAGGGGUGCCUGAAAUCUCAGGUUAUGUAAUUCUACACAAUAUACAUUUUUAAUCUAUUCAGUAAACAUUUACAGAAGUACUGGAGGAAUAAAAUGUAUAUUAAAUAUCUGCACUGUAAUACAUAGGCCAAGAGCUAGGCUACAAAGUAUUCCUGUAGCGUAUUUGUUGUGCGCAAAGAGAGAUGACCUUCCAUGUUAUGGGGUGGGUUCACCCAAGUAUUUUCAGGUCAGGCCAGGCUGUCUGUAGCCCAUAGAGCAGCGUAGCUAAGGGGAGUGGGCCUUGACAUUGCCAGGAGACAGGCCAUCUAAAGGUCAGUGGUCAGGGAUUGGUCAGUGGAAAUGGAGGGGUGGAGUUUUAAAGGGGAGUAUAAGUAGUGGCCAUUUUAGAACCAGGGAUCACUUUAAUCUAAGUUACACUUACCUGUUUGUUGUCCCACCCACCCUCCCUUUGCUUUCAGGUGUUUCCCGUUUGGUCACGGCGGCGGGUGAUGGAGAGUAAAGUUGGGGGGGGGAGAAAAGAGUGAGAUGGGGAAAAAGUUUGGAGUUCAGGGCUAAUAGGUAGGCCUUUGGACUGGUUUGGUAGGUUCGAGCUCGUAGGUAGCUCCGAACCGGGGUCUGUAUGGGGUGUCUCGGUAUGCCCCUACACUUGUGGUGCCCUUUGGUGGCAAUGGAUGGUGCCCUUUGGUGGCAAUGGUCAUGUUUCAUGUUAAGUAAAAUGUUCAAUGUUUGGAUAUUAUGUUAUGUUGGGGUGGGUCAUUGUCAAGGGGUUAUUUGUAAAUGCAGGAUGUUAAUUGUGCAGGCCAACGUUGGCCUGCUGUUGACAAUGACCUUUACAUUUAUGUUAAUUACAAAUAAAGCUGUGAUAUAAUUUUGCCAAAACCAUGGUGUCAUUGCUUUAUUGGGGAUUGGGUAUUUGGUGGGGGUUUUUAAGCAGAGGCCGACAAGGCGACUGUGCCCAUGUCAUAUAAAGCAGGCCGACCCACAAAGAGAGCACUGUUUCAGCCCUCUCUGCAUGGCCCUAGUGCCCUGAGCAUAAUAGGCGCAUGUCUAAUGAUGUGUUCAGCCUACGCUUUCUAGGGACAGUUUCCUUGUGUCCCCAAAAGUAAAACACCAGGGAACAAAAUUGUCAAGACCGGACAGGGCUCUAAAAUUAGGACUGUCCCACUGAAAUUGGGUAGGUUUGGAGGCCUGCUAUAGAUUAACAGAGAAAUCCAAUUGUAUACAGAUACUUCCUGCAUCGUUGGACCUGCAGGUCUUAAAGCGGCACUGUCACGCCAAACGUACCUUUCUCCUAUUGUUUCCUCUUCUCUUCCGCUCUCAGAAUCUGUUCUUCUUUUCUUUAUUUCUGAUAUAUUUUUCUUUAAAACAUAAGACAAAGUAGGGACUACUUUGUCUUGAGUAUUUUUCCUACGCUUUACUUUUUUUGACCAAAGGAGGAGCUGAAUCCGUUCCAUUUCCUGUGUCAAUGAGAAGGGUGAAUACUUUCUCAGACACAGGAAGUAGAGCUAACUUAAAGGACCACUAUAGGCACCCAGACCACUUCAGCUCAAUGUAGUGGUCUGGGUGCCAGGUCCAUCUAGGGUUAACCCUGCAGCUGUAAACAUAGCAGUUUUAGAGAAACUGCUAUGCUUACAUUAGGGUUAAUCCAGCCUCUAGUGGCUGUAUCAUUGACAGCCGUUAGAGGCGCUUCUCACUGUGAAAAUCACAGUGAGAAGAUGCUGACAUCCAUAGGAAAGCAUUGAGAAAUGCUUUCCUAUGGACUGAUUAAACGCGCGCGCGUCUCUUGCCGCACAUGCACAUUCAAUGCGGAAGUGGAAGGAGAUUUACCCAGCGCCGAGGGAGCCUGACGCUGGAGAAAGGUAAGUGAUUAACCCCUAAAGACCCUAUAGUGCCAGGAAAACAAAUUUGUUUUCCUAGCACUAUAGUGGUCCUUUAAGCUCCUCCUCAAGAAAGUAAAGCGUAGGAAAAAUACUUUGUCUUAUGUUUUAAAGAAAACUAGAUUGGAAAUGAAGAAAAGAAUAACAGAUUCUGAGAGAGUAGGAGAAAGGGAAAAAAUAGGAGAAAGGUAAAUUUGGCAUGACAUUGUCACUUUAAAGUCAAUGCUGUAAUAAACAUGAACUGUUGGAGUGAUAAUUAAAAAUAAUAAUUUAUUGUUAAAAUGUAUUGAGACAUAUAUAUAUUGAGGCAUUUUCCAUCCGAAUCCCUAACUUUUACUAACAGAGUAUAAUGAUUUAAAAUUUUACCGUUUAAUAAUAUUUCUUCAGUUGGCAAUCGUGUCUUCAGUACAGGUUAUGAACAAUUUGUGAGUGCAACUAAGUGAGUCACUAUCUUGGCAUACACACGGCACCGUACUCUUCCUGCUACAUUCAUAGAGUUGGCAGGAUGACGGUUUUGUUCCUUCUCAAGAUUGCAUUUUUGAGCUAAUGCCCAUUUCUAGAAUAGAUAACGGCUAGCUUAAUUGACUUUGUCAAAUAAGUGUUGAAAGUUCUGUUAAUACCUGCAUAUUGCUUUUUUUAUCACAUGUUUUGUGUUUAAAAUCUGUGUAUAUAUAAAAUAAAACAGAACUGUUUAAAGAAAAGUAGCAGUCAUGCUUAUAGUAAAUAUAGUGUUUUAUAUACCAAACAAAGGCCCAGCAUGUUAUAAUUCUUAGUGUACAUUACACAAAUAAUAGCAUUGAGCAAGAGUUUGUCUCCAGUGUAAGAGCUGAAUAAUUUUUUUUUGUAAACCGGUCACAUUUUCUGCUUCUUAGCACUUUUCUUACUGAAUGUAAGAAAAUGUUGAGUCUGCAAUAGGAUCUGUAUUCUGCUUAGUUUUCAUUGGAUACAAACUAGCUCAGUAAAAAUGAUGUACUAUCAACUCAGCUAGUCAAACCUCUUCUACAACUAGAUACAGUAUUCAGAAUAUAAUACCAAUAUGCUUUAGAAUGCUUAGGCACAGUGCCCAGAAAUACUGCUUUAAUCAAGUUACAUUUUGCUCCAGUCAAAUUUGCUCUCAGGCGGAUUAAAUCUGGUAGUGAUAAGACUUCAGCAUUUGGUUACGUCCAAACUGAGCUUCAUCAGAAUUUGGUUUUUUUCUGUAUCUCUGAAGCACUAUGCAAACGUAUACUUGGGUAAACGACAAGUCGAUGCCCAAAUAUGUUCAGAUGCUUUCAGAGUCAAGGUUCCGCAUGUGGUGCCAAAAAGGGGGGAUGGAAUGGAGAGGAAGCAGAUAGUUUGCCAUGAUGGACAAAAUAUCUGCCCAAUGUGGUGGGCUGCAUCUCCUGUCCAGUUUAGAGGUGGAAAAAAAGGUGAUUGAUGGAUAGGGAACAGCCACUAAAUGUUGAUUUUAUUUACAGAUCAAGUGAAGGGACCAACAGAAAGGAAAUGAGGAGCAAGAAAACCACAAUAUUUCCAAGCAGGAUUUUUCUAGAAAUUCUGACUUCUGCUCCUAAGAGAGACAGACCCACAGACAGGAACUGUCUGCUUUUACACUAGCUGUGCCUAUAUGGGAGUGUGGUAUGUUUGUGUCAUUGAUCCUAUUGUGAGACUGCUUUGGCUUAGGUUACUGCUUUGCCUGCCUGGCUUGUGCCACUUACACCAAUUUUGAGUGGGAGACAGCUUGGGUCAUUGAUAAAAUAUGUGAAUGACUAAUUUUGACGGUAUUGGAAUUACACUGAAAUAUGUCUCCGUAUUUUUUUUUUCUCCGCCUGACAUUUCUAGACACUGGGCGGAGUAACCAGUAACGACUGCAGGGAAUCAACUCUGUCAAUUUCGCAAGACCCCCAUAGACCUCAAUGCUGUACUCACACAUGUGCAAGAGUACAGCAGUGACAUGGGCUCCAGGUGCUGGACUCAUGGAGGGAAUGACACAGCUGGAGGUGGUGGGGGAGGGAAUUAUACACAUGGAAGCCCUGGGGGGAAAGGAAUAAUAUGUGUAUGGGACGUCAGAAUGAUAUACAUAGAGGAGCAGGUAGUAGAGAAGUCUAUCCUAGACUUAAAAUAAGGCCAGGGACUAAUGAAAGUAUUUAGAAAAUUGUGCAGACUAGAUGGGCCAAAUGGUUCUUAUCUGCCUUUACAUUCUAUGUAAUGAGAAACAUGGAAGGACUGGGGGCAGGGAAUAAGACACAUGGAAGGGCUAGGGGGGGAAUGAGACACAUGGAGGGGCCGUGGGGAGGGAAUGAGACACAUGGAGGGGCCGUGGGGAGGAAAUGAGACACAUGGAGGGGUUGGAGGGAGGGAAUGAGACACGUGGAGGGUCUGGGAGAGGGAACAAUACACAUUGAGGGCUGGGGGAGGGAGCGCUAGGGAGCGAAGGGAAUGAUAUGUGUACGGGGCGUGAAAGGGGUAAUGAUACAUGGAGGGGGAAGAGGGAAUGAGACACAUGGAGCGACUGGGGGGAGGGAAUGAGACACAUGGAGAGGCGUGGGGGGUGGGAAUGAGACACAUGGAGGGGUUUGGGGGGUGGAUGAGACUCCUGGAGCCACUAGGGAGUGAAGGAAUGAUGUGUUUAUGGGGCAUGAGAGGGGUAAUGAUACAUGUUGUGGUGGGGGGAGAGGGUAUGAGACACAUGGAGGGAAUGAGAUACGUGGAGGGGCUGGGUGAGGGGAUGAUACACAUGGAGAAGAGGUAAUGAUACACAUGUAUGGGCUGGGGGAGGGAAUAAGACACAUGGAGGAGGAAAUGAGUGACAUGGAUAGGCUGGAGGGGGGGAUAUGAGACACUUUUGAAGGAUGAGACAUGGGGUUGACCCAAGGGCACUUUUCGCACCGGGCACGUUGAUUUCUAGUUACGUCUCAGCUAUGAAGCAUCCAGUUAUUGUUAUGAUCAGGGACUUCCCAACUCAGUACAAACUGUAAUGGUGAGAGAUAUGAAAUACACCUUACUGUGGAUUUCUUUAUGAUUAAAUUCUGGUAUCAUGUGCUGUUCACCAUUUUAUAUGUCAAUUAAUGUAUAAAAAGGUGAUAUCUCUAGAAUUAUCUAAUAGUAAUUACAAGAAAGUAUACUGAAUUAGUAUAUCUAUUGGAGUAUAUAGUAAUAGCAUAGCUAACAAAAUAUAGUUUAACAUGGUUUAUAAAAUGCUAAUUCACAUACAUGUAAGCAUUUAUGUGUUAUUUUGGUGCUUGUCAAUGUUUAAAAUGAAGGAGAAACAAAUGUGAUCUGCUUCACGGGCACAGCACGCUAGAGUUUCACCUUUUGUGUUACUUUAUUAUGCAUAUAAUUCAUUAAAACAUUUUAAAAAUAGAUACUCACCUUUCACUGCACAUAAUUUAAGGCAAAUACCAAAGUUCUUCAGCUUGUAUGGUGAUGUACACUAAGACCAGGACUUUGCCUCCCAGCCUAUCCAGGUUCUUCCUACUGAUUCAAGUAGGAAAUCAGUAUCAAGGCAUGCAUACAGCAGUGAGGGUAAAUGCUGUGCAGAUCCAUAUAGCAGAGAAAGCACUGAUUAUCUGCUUCAUUUUCAAUAAUUUUUUUUUUUUUUUUUUUUUUUAAAGGGCUGUUCUAAAGGCUCUGCUUGUGUAUGCCCAGUGGUGUAUUUUGGGUUUGUGCUGCUCUCGGCAUGACUAAACAAAGGCACCUCCCUAAUUUAAAUUUGCCUGACCCCUUCCCGUCGAGGCCACACCUCAUCCUGUUUAAGAACCACCCACCCUCUUUAAACUUCACUCCUUCCUCUUUAGGCUCCAGCUGUGCAAGAGGGCAGAACUGGAAGUACAGUACAGACAAGGUAAAAUCCAAAAUCAGAGUAGAAGUCAAAUUUAAAGGUCGGGGCCGGUGGCGAGUAUGCAGAAACGAUGAUACAAAACUAGAGAGUCAGGACUUAGGUAGAAUGGUACCAGUAACUAAAACCACAAACUUACACUGAAGCUGAUGAGAGGUAAGGCUUUAGAGCCAGUAAACGAGUCACAGAUGAGGCAAAUAGCUGCAGGUGAGUCAGCAGGUGUCCAGCCCCCCAUACUGACGGAUGUCAAAAUGCAGUGGCUCACAGGUAGAGAAACUAACUAGAAAAGAUGAGGACCAGAUGUCAAGUUCAAUCAGAUCUCCCAAAGGGGUGGCCAUGCCUGGCAGCCUGCAGAAAUUGGGACAAACCGUGAUACUUAUUCCGCAGCGCUUUGCAAUAUUAUAAAAGGGUAAACUUAAUAAUAAAUGAGACAAUUAUAAAUAUUACAGGAACAAUAUCUUAAAAGAGUUCAAAAUCUACGGUAGAAAUCUUUUAUAAUUGUGAUUGUUCUGUUUGAGGGUAGAUAACCUGUAGGAUAUUUGUAAGAGCAUUAAUAUUCCAAAAAUUAGCCUGUGAGGGUCUCCAGGAAAUUUCCAAGCUUCAAAAAGGAGGACUUAUACUGAAAAUGCUAGGAACUAUUACUGCAGCCUGGACAGCAUCUGUACAAUAUCUAGUUAUGCAUGUUUGUAUGAAUACAGAUAUUUUAGUUUUAGUGCAUCAUUUUUUGCCAUUGUUUUUUACAGGGCCAGAUUAUAUGAGGCAAAAGUUUCAAGAGGUAGUAGAAGUAAAAGAAGUUGUUGAAGAAAAAGUGCAGAAGAAACCACCAUCUCCAAAGGAGUCUCCACAUUUUUAUAGAAAGGGUACCACACCACCCAAUACACCAGAAGAAAGAAGGAAGCAAACAUCCCAGUCUUCUUCACAACCUACAAAGAUAAAAAAUUCUAGCUCUUCUGCCGUUGCUCUUCAUAACCCCGAGAGGAAAAGCUCUUCGAGUGAGAAUCUACCUGCAUCUUCCAAUAAACCUUUACCUGUUAAAGUGCCAGAGAAAGAAGAAGGCAUUGCAAAACCACUGCCAAAGGCGUCUUUUAGCCACAAUCCUAGCAACACCGGGAAUGGAGAACUACAUGCUGACUCUGGCUACUUUAUAAAAAUAAAUCCAUUGCUGACUUCAGAUCUGAAAGCAAAAGCCAACCCAUCAAAACCAUCUGCAUUUACAAACCUACCACAAGUCCAGAUGCCAAGUCCUAAGAAGCCUGUAGUAAAACCAGAUGCCAAAGAAAGUAGACCUGAGCCAAAACUCAAGAAGCAAGAUUCUGUGGCACCAAAGAAUGAAACAAAUAAUAAUGAUUCCCUUUCUACUAUAGGAAAUGGAAUCAAUUCUGUAAGUAUUACAUAACUGUACUUUUUAACAUUGCCUAUUACAUUUUUUCUUUUUACCUCUGUCCAUCUAUUGAUUCACAAAAUGUAAAAUUGAUAUUAAUAAAAAAAAAAAGUUAAACUUUAAUAGAACACUAUAGGGUCAGGAACACACUCAUGUAUUUCUGACCCUAUAGUGUUAAAAGCACUAUCUAGCCCUCCUGGCCCCCCUUACUUCCCUAAAUAUAGUCAACGCUUACAUUUAUGCCAGUCUGCUGCUGGAUCUGCCCUUGAUCUGCCUCCUUGGCUGACAUCAUCACAAGUGGUGAUCGCAGCCAAUCACAAUGCUUUCCCAUAUUAAACCAUUGGGUUGGCUGAUAUUGUCAAGGAGGCAAAUCAGGGGUAGAAUCAGCACAAGCCAAACACAGCCAAACAAUGCAUCUCUAUGAGGAAAGUUCAGUGUCUCCAUGCAGAGUCUGAAGAUACUGAAUGUCAGUCACACUGUGCAGCACUACCUCAGGAAGCACCUCUAGCAGCCAUCUGAGGAGCGUCCAGUGAAGGUAUCCCUAGGCCUUUUCUCUGAAAAAACUGUGUGUAUUGCAAAAAGCCUGAAGGGACUGAUUACACUCACCAGAACAAAUACAAUUUGUACAACUUUAAGAAACAUUCAGAAUGAAAAUGCAUUAGAUUUUUUUUUACCCUGAUGACUCACUCUAAGAUAAUAGUAAACUUUCUAAAAGAAUGCAAUCAAAUAAUAUCAUCAUAUCUUUUUUUAUUAUUUUUAUUGGCUUCAAAUGACUGAUCUAUUUUUGCCAUUGUUAGUCUGAAAUAAAACUUAAAUAAACAACUAAUUACAACAUCAUGGGAACAUUGAAAAUUGGGAGAGUUGUAAUUUUAGCAACAUAAGUUUCAUUGCAAUUUGUAUAAAGUCAGACAGCAAUUGAUAACUGUAGAGAAACAGAGAAACAUUGAUGUAAGAGAUUAACUAUAUUUUUAGCGAUCUCAGUACUGCUGAUCCUUUUUUUGAGCUUUGUCUUGAUCCUGAAGAGAAAUAGAACAUUUACUGUCCAGUAAAACACAAGUUUCAGUGCUUUUUGUUUGAGGUAUCCCCAGAAAUCCUAUAUUGUUUUCUUAAUCCGCAGGCAUUGCUCUGUCAAGAUACACCGUUUGUGUUUGGUGAAUUUUUCAUGUGAAAAAAAUACACAAUCCAAAAUGCAAACAAAAAGGACAUUUUAAUAAAAUAUGAAAUUCUGCCCUGUCGCGUGGACCCCCGAUUACGUGUGAGGACUCCCAUUUUCAAAGUGUGAAAAAUACACUUAUAGAUAAUAUAAUGUAAUAUACAUGCAAAGUAACCUAAACAGAAACUGUUACUUUCAUGAGUUUAUAUUCGAAAGCAUGGGCUUAUCACCAGUGGGGAACCUCAGGGAGCUGUACUUGGAACCAUUCUCGUUAAUAUUUUUAUUAGUGAUAUUGCAGAAGGUCUUGAUGGUAAGGUAUGCCUUUUUGCUGAUGAUACUAAGAUAUUUUGAAAAACAGAGAGCUAGAAGCCUCUAAAGGAACCAGCUAAAUGUGUGUCAGGGGCGACCAUAAAGGGGGUAACCCUCACAUAUGUGUGUACAAAGAGAAAAGGAGACCCGGUGGGUCAAGGAAAUAGGAAGUCGCUUAAUUAAACUCUGUAUAUAUAAAACAUAGCUUUUAAUGAUUUCUAUAAUAAAAUACUCAUGCUAAUAGAAAAAAAACAAGGAAAACAGAACAAAAUUAAAAAUGGGUUGAAUAGGUUAAGGAAAAAAUCAAUCGUAUCUCCUGAGUGGGAUAUAUACCCCAAUAAUAUAAUCUCUUAAAUGGAUCCAAUAGUAUCUUAGAAGAGAAGGGGGUCCCAAUACAGUACUCGUACCGUAGCUUUAAAUAAUCACAGUCGUAGCAAUCUAUUGUGGGGCUCCCAUCUAUAGUUGUGGAUAACUAAUAACCCUCACAAGGAGCCUCUAAUCGUCACUUAGAGAGCCCUAUAAGGCUGAGGUUACCAAAUAAUGCUACACAUCAAGGAGGGAAGCUGAUACACAAUCAAAAAAGCAAGGUCUGCUACUUGGUAGAUAAACAGUACUACUCGGCUAGUAUACAGUCAAUGGUGGAGUGAUACAAUGUAUCCAAUGCCUCUGUUAGCAUAGGCUGCAAUGCCCAUACUGACCCUAUAUACUUCGUUAUGAAGCACCAGGUCAAGGGGGCACUAGAAAGUGCAACUGCCCUACUUGGCUAUAGUCUGGGCACACAGUGGGGAAUAAGAGGUGAGGUUUCCCCCUCUAAUAGAUCAGAGGUAACAAAUGCCCAAAACAAGUGAUAAAUACCCCUGAUCACCCACAACCCUCAGUAAGGUAGCAAAGUUGGAACGGCUGAAACAUAGACUUCUAUCUAACUAGCUGUCAUAAGCUGAAACGGCUGGAGCACCGACACCUAUCUAACCUAGUUGCCUGUUGCCUGACACGUGUUUCGGCGCUACUGAACGCGCCUUCUUCUGAGGCCAUACCUCGUCCAAGGCAUUGAACUAUUUCACUCUUUUUGGCAGCAGAGAGAUCCUUUUCCUUCCCCAUAUUGCAUGAAAAUGGUGCUCUGCUUAAUAAUGUGUAACACCCUCCUUUAGUAGUUUUUCCUUAAAGUGGGCUCACCUGGCAAUCUAAUUAUCACAGGGGUUCGAGAUUGUUUUAAGUGAUCAAAAGAGCCCUGAGACACAAUGCCAUCCAUGAGCUAAACUGAAAAACAAAAUAUUUAAUCUUUGUGACACUUCAAUAGAAUUUGCAUAAUAAUUUGGAACAGGGUGUAUAUUGUGUAGGCACGAACAUUGUUGCAGUAACCAAGUUUAAUUUAUUAUGCAGGAGGCUACAUUUAUUGUUUAAACUUAUUUUAUUGGUUUUGUUGAUCAAUCGGUGUUUUAAAAACAUCUAGUUACUGUUUAUUGAGCAACUGUAAGCACAAGAACAACUUUGUAUUAUUGAAAAGGUAAGGUGCAUAAAGUACACAGAGCAAACUAAAACGACAGCAAUGUUUUAGAAACCUAGCUCUCUAAUACAGCAACUCACAGCUGUCCGACAGAUGGAAGGCUUCGUUCUAGUUGCAUGUUGGAUCUGCAGACACCUGGAGCUGAGCUCUCUUCCUCUCUGGAGAAACACUGAGCCACUGACUGUACAUGCGCAAACUGUGGUACAAAGUGAACCAGGCUAUGGGUAAAUUGACUGCAGCCUCAGUACGGUGACUAUCACUUUAAAGGAUAGUUCAGAUCAGUUAAUGAGUGGAACUACUCCUGGGAUAAGCUUUAGUUAGGCUUUCGUUUUUAAGCAUUAUCCAAGUAAUGCAUUAAAAUUAUGCAGGGAAAUUAUAUUCCACAGUUUCCCUUUAAGGUGUAAGUAUUUGUAUCUAAAGAGCUACUGGUGGAAAACAACAUGCACAUUUAAAAAAAAAAAAAAAUGAAUUCAGCAGCGAGACUGCAGAGGCAUGAUCUAUACACAAAAACUGCUUCAUUAGGCUGAAGUUGUUUUGGUAACUACAGUAUAGUGUCCCUUUAAUGCUUUCAGUAAACCACCCACCCAUAUAUUUCAACGGAAGUAAAGAUUAAUCAUAGCAGUGAUAUGGUAUCUUGUUUUCAGAAACUGCAUGUAUUAUGGCAAUAAUAUGACUAAAAAGAAAGGACAGAAAACCCCCAACCUUCUAUAAUUUGCUUUAUAUGUAGAAGAGGAAAGUAAAAGCAAAAGGAAGUAUUACAAUGAAUGUAUUUAUACUCUAUAAAUAUAACUUUACAAAAAUAAGUAAUAUUUUAGUAAGGAGUGUCUCAGUCUGAAUUGGAGAAUAAAUGCAAAAAAUAUUCCAGACAAGUAAAUUAGAAACAACAGAGAAAAAACUAUCUCUGCAGGUAAAAACAUUUUUUUUUAAAUGCACUUUUGUUCUAAUGGAUUGUGGGUGGAGGUAAUUUUCGUAAUACAAUCCCCAGCUAAAUACUUAUUUUUGUGACCACUAAAAAGGAACCAUUCCUAGCCCCUCUCUUAUAAUGCCUCUGGUGUCUCCAGAACUUUAUUAAAUCAUGGCAUCUUCAUUGCUCACCUCUACAAAUCUCCUUCGAUUUGGCUCUUGACUGCAGAAGUCAUGUUCAAAACCAUUUUGUAAUCCCUUAUUAGCAGUUUAUAGCUCGCACACGCAGAUCAACUGAGGCGGCAGUGUUGAUUUAAAGAUCCAAUUACUUAUUUAGGUUCUUUAUGCACUCUGGUUGAAGAAUUUUAGGGUCAUAGGGAAAGCAAAACCAGUUUCCGUUCAUCUGUAAACAGAUACCUGAAUUAAUGAUCAAUUUCUAAUUAUUUUUUUCACAAUGAGCUAGUAAUGUAUCUUAAUUUUAAUUUGCACCUUUAGAUCUUUUUUCCAGGAUAUAUAUUGAUUCAACAUCACGUGUGUUAGUAAUUUUACUUAAUUGGGCUAAGCAAGUCUGUGGCGGAACACCCGCUUGUUUGGGUGCUUUCUACUUAUACUGUGUGUUUUUCCCUUGCCUUCAUAUAUUGUACCCCUCUCCCUAUUCGGGAGUGCCCCUAUUAAAGGAACUACUUCGUCUCACGAACGGGGACCACCCUAUAUCCCAUUUAGAACGUGAGUUAGAACAUUCAAAUAGAACGUUCGCACUUGCAACAUAGGUGUGAAACCAUAAGGAAAGCAAUGAAUGAGCGCUCCCCUGGGUUGCCACCAUUUCGUGUAGACGAACGUCAGCCCGGGGGAGCGUUCGUGGAUUGCUUCCCGACUCGUUCGUUCCCCGAAUGAGGACCUCCCCAAUUAAUCAGAACGUUUGCACUUGCAACAUAAUUAAUUAAUGCUCUUUUUAGAAAAAGAAGACUGUAGAUUUGGAAAACCUCCCAAUAGUAGACAGUGUAAAAUUUGGCUAUGAAAAUAAAGCUUUCAGUUAGAUGGAAACACCUUGCACGGAGACAUGCAUAAAGGCCGAGUGUGGCUCAAUAAAAUUUUGUUGUACCUCCAGAGCUGUGUGUCGUCCAGUUACUGGGGAGAAAUGGGUCUCCUUAUACUCUAUGCGGUUCCCCUAGAUGGGGAAAUUAGCAGAGGUAAUAGUUCCGGUUACCAUGGGUCUGCUACAGUCCAUAACUGAAAGCUUUAUUUUCAUAUUACACUGUCUACUAUUGGGAGGUUUUCCAAAUGUAUAACUCUACAGUCUUCUUUUUAUAAAAAGAGUAAAGUUAACACCUGCGUAGUUUGGAUUCUUCGCUCGUCACUCUGUUGAAACAGCUGUGACCAAAGUAUCCAACGAUUUAAUUACUGCUAAAUCUCGCGGCCAUUACUCUUUCCUAAUUAUCCUUGAUCUUUCUGCUGCCUUUGACACUAUUGAUCAUCAACAGCUUCUUCUCAUUCUACGUAAUCUUUGUUGAUGGGAUACUGCUUUCUCCUGGUGCUCCUCUUACCUCUCCCAGCGCCUUUUCAGUGUUUCAAGGUUCUGUCCUUGGUCCCCUACUGUUCUUUAUCUAUACUGCCUCCUUUGGUAAACUCAUCAGCUCCUUUGGCUUCCAUUAUCACUUAUAUGCAGAUGACACGCAAAUCUACCUGUCCUCUCCUGAUCUCUCUUCGCCCUUCUUGACUCGUGUCUCUGACUACCUCGCUGCGAUUUCCAAUUGGAUGGCUUCUCACUUCCUUAAACUCAACCUGUCCAUAACAUAACUUCUGGUCUUUCCUCCCUCAAGUGUUGCUACUCCUGUGCCUGUCUCCCUCCAAGUCAACGGCGCCACCAUCACCUCUACCUCGCAGGCUUGCUGCCUAGGUGUUCUCUUUGACUCCGACCUCAACUUCAAACAACAUGUUCAGUCGAUCGCCAAAUCCGGCCGCUUCCAUUUCAAAAACAUAGCUUGCACCCGCCCCUAUUUAACACCAGACACGACUAAGGUGCUGGUCCAUGCCAUUGUUCUUUCUCGCCUUGACUACUGCAAUCCCCUUCUCAGUGGUUUUACGUGUUCCCAGAUUGCACUGCUGCAAUCUAUAAUGAAUGCAGCGGCGAGGCUCAUGUAUAGCUUGGAGGAAAGACGAGACAGGGGGGAUAUGAUAGAAACAUUUAAAUAUAUAAAGGGAAUCAACACAGUAAAGGAGGAGACUAUAUUUAAAAGAAGAAAAACUAUCACAACAAGAGGACAUAGUCUUAAAUUAGAGGGACAAAGGUUUAAAAAUAAUAUCAGGAAGUAUUACUUUACUGAGAGGGUAGUGGAUGCAUGGAAUAGCCUUCCAGCUGAAGUGGUAGAGGUUAACACAGUAAAGGAGUUUAAGCAUGCGUGGGAUAGGCAUAAGGCUAUCCUAACUAUAAGAUAAGGCCAGGGACUAAUGAAAGUAUUUAGAAAAUUGGGCAGACUAGAUGGGCCGAAUGGUUCUUAUCUGCCGUCACAUUCUAUGUUUCUAUGUUUCUAUGUUUCUAUGUUUCAUUUUCCUGUCCGCCUGCACAUUCCUUGCCUCCACCCUCGGUCAGUCCCUACACUGGCUUUCAGUUAGAUAUAGGGCUCAAUUUAAGAUUCUGGUGCUUGAUUAUAAGUCCCUACAUAAUGUUGCUCCAACCUACCUAUCCUCCCUAAUACACAAGUAUGUCCCGUUGAGGCCCCUUCGCUAUGCCGAAGACCUAUGUCUAUCCUCUGUCUGUACUACCACAUCUGAUGCUUGCCUCCAAGAUUUCUCCAGGGCUGCACCUUUUCUGUGGAACUCCCUUCCCUUCUCCGUUAGACUUUCACCCAGUCUCCACUUCUUCAAAAAAAUCUUUGAAAACACACUUCUUCAGGAAAGCAUAUCGUUUAAACUGUAAGUGGGUUUUAAUUUCCCCCAUCCCCCAUGACUCCUCUCCUGCAUCUGUCAAAAAUAACCAAAGUUCUCAGUGAAUACUUUUCUAGCAACCUAUUUCAUUACCCCUACUUAUACCUUUUGUGUCACUAUACUCCACUUCCUCUAGCAUGUAAGCUCAUUGAGCAGGGCCAUCAACCCCUCUGUUCCUGUGUGUCCAUUUGUCUGGUUACAAUUACGUGUCUGUUAGUCCACCCAUUGUACAGCGCUACAGAAUUUGCUGGCGCUAUAUAAAAUAAUAAAUAAAAACUCUCUAAGAUAUGGUAACAGCAGGAAGAGAUUAUUAAUAAAUAUAACAACCACUAGGGUGGAUUCUUCAACCUUUGGUAAGAGAAGAACCUAAUUUUUCCCAGUUUGUUUAAUAUGCUUCAGUGGUUAAAUGGGAAAAUAUUCAUCAUAGCCUUAGAAUCCAUUUGAAUAUCUUAGCUAUAUUAGAUUUCUGGUGCUUGCUCUUUGUGUAGCAGCUAGAACUUCCCAAACCAGAGGCUCUUCCUUCUGGUCGUGGGUACAAAUAAGACAGAAAAUAUAGGGAAGAAGCGCUUUGCGGUUAAUGUCCUUGUUUGUAGGAUCCAGUGUAGAAAUAUUAAAGAAAAAAAGGGGGAACAGGAACCCAAAAACACAAAGGUAGAGGGGGAAAAAAAAUUAUUGCUCUUACGCUUUUCUAAAGCUAGAAAUUGGCUCCAGAUCACAGCGCUUGGACGAUACAAUGUCCAUCUAUGGAUAUGUACGUGUAGUGCUCUUUUUAGACAUGUCUUUUGGCCUGUGGUCCACAUUGUAUAGCCAGCUGUGUAUGUAUGGAUUGCAGCGCCAGCGAUAUUAAAUGAAUGUACACACAGAAAAUAGUGCUCUCUAUUAUAUAAAACUGAUAAAAUAAAAAAAGGAGAUAUACUCACAGUGGAUGAGCAAGUAGGUAUUGCUAAAUUUUAAACAGCAUAGGUGUUGUUCCACCUAUGAAUAUAGCACCUAUGCUGUUUAAGAUUUAGCAAUACCUACUUGCUCAUCCAUUGUGAGUAUAUCUCCUUUUAUUAUUUUAUCCGUUUUAUAUAAUAGAGAGCACUAUUUUCUGUUUGUACCUUCUUUUCAUAUCGCUGGAGCUCCAAUCCAUACAUACACGGCUGGCUAUACAACGUGGACCACAGGCCAAACUACAUCUUCAAAAGGAGGACUAGGACCACCUACAUAUCCAUAGACUGGGAUUAUACCGUCCAAGCCCUGUGUUCUGGAGCAAAUUUCUAGCUCCAGAAAAGUGUAAGUGCAAUAAAUCUCUUUUCCUCUACCUUUGUAUUAUACAAUAUACUUCACUAUAUUUGGAUUCCUGUCCCCCUUUUUUUCUUUUAUAUUGCUCCCCUGGAUCCUACAAACAAGGGCCUUAACCUGCAAAGAGCUUCUUCCCUACAUUUCCUGUCUCAUUUGAAUAUCUUGAUAAAAUAAUUUAAAAAGUCUUGCAAUGGCUCACAAUUGCCAGUAACGGGGUGAAAAUGGCACACAGGAUGUACUCCUUAUUGUGCUAGAAAGCCAGAAAGUCAACUACGAUUAAGAAAAGAUGUGUCCUUUUAUGUUCUGUGUAACCUGUAUGAACCAAAUAUAUUAUACAUCUCAUGCCCUCUUUGGUACUUUCUAACAAUAUCCAUCUGAAUUUCAUAUUUCCCCAUAGGUUCUGCCUACCUGGAAGACUAAUAUUAGAAUGAAUCCAGUGAGUUAAUUAGUUGCCCAGAAAAAUUAAAUAGUUGAUAGUGAUAUUGUAAUGUGAAUUAUAGCCUUGUUAUAGCACAAGUCAACACUCUACAUAUACUGUAUGUUCAAUCCAUCAAGGGUCAACUUUUUCCAAAACCAGAAUCUUGGGUUUUAAUGUAUCUGUUGAAAUUGUAAUUUAUCUAUCUAUCUAUCUUUUUAUUGGACUAAAAUAAUAUUUAAAAGACAAGCUUUCAAGAGUUAUUCUCUCUUCCUCAGGUGUAAAGCAAUGAAAAGAGUAUUGCUUCAGACCUGAGAAAGAGAAGAUAACUCUCAAAAACUUGUCUUUUAAGUAUUAUGCUAGUCCAAUAUAAAGGUAUCACUGCAUGCUGCAAUACUACUGGUUAUUUUAGCAUCUUGUCUACUGGGCUAAUACGGCCAGUCUACAUUACAAUACAUAUAUAUAUAUAUUGUAAAGAAUUACAUACAUCAUUUAAUACAUUUUGUAAAAGAAUAUGAUCUACAAGGAGGCUAAGACAAAGAAGACAUAAGGUUUUACAAAAUGUUGGGGGUUGAGUUAUGCAGUAGGUAAAGAAUAUGGAGGGUUAGACAGGUGGGAUCAGCAGAGGAUUAGAAUGAGUUUUAGUUGGAUUAAUUAUAAGCUGUUGUGAAGGAUGUAUUGAUGACUGAGAGUAAGGGGAAAGCUGUAGGUUAUUUGGAAGUGAGUUCCAGUGAUAUAGAGGUAUUUCAAGAAGGAUAAGGUUAGAACAGACACCGUUCAUGGAAAGAACAUACAGCCCUUGUAGGGGUGAAUUUAGAGGAGGAAUGUUUGGGGAACCAGAAUACUGUAGUUAAUUUUAAUAUUAACGGAGAAAGUGUAAAGGACCAUUAUAGUAGGAUAUUGGAUAGAUUGCAAUAGGUUGAGUGAAUAAGUUAAUGUAUUUAUGCUGUGUUUGGCUUGUUAAUGUGUUCCUCUUCUUAUAUAAAUUUUGAAACCUUAAUAAUAGUCUUACACUAUACUAUAUGUAGGGGUAAAUUUCCACACCUCAAGUAACAGUCUAUGCAUCUGACAGUUUGGGGGAUGCAGUUGGUAUAAAUAUUUGCAGCUUUUUUUUGUGUUUAAAAUGAAAUAUAUUUUUGGGGGAGUGGCCACGACCUGGAUGUAGACGGAUGCGCUGAGUCAGAACUCCGGCGACGGCCAAAUAUAGCAUGUUUCCACGCAAAGAAAGGGUAUAUUCCUCACUAAAAGAACGAUCCAGCUCACCCGAAAGGAUGGCGAGCAAAUCGGCACGGAAAACCAAACAUAAGACCCCCUCGUUACAAAUCUCUGCCUUGUUCCCACUGAGCAAGCAUGCCCAAAAUGGCACCAGGGUAGUACACUCUCCUGCAUCUGAGUCGAGCCGGAGUGACUUAACCUUGAUCUCCCAAGUUGCAGUAAUGCCGGUUGAAGACAGCACUCUCCACAAGAUGCUGGAAGACCUGAAAGCUACAAUAAGGUAAGACUUCCAGAAAUUAGCCUCAGACAUAAGGAAGGAUGUGCAGGCUAUCGGUGAGCGCACUGCCCACUUAGAAGAUAAUACCGAGGAGCUUAUAGAGGCCCACAAUACACUUGUUGAUGCCUAUACCAGCUUCACAGAAAAAUUACACAUGCUGGCUGGAAACAAAAGUUAUUGAUCUGGAGGAUAGGGCCUGCAGGAACAAUAUCUGCCUGCGUGGCAUUUCAGAGGAGGUCAAAGCACCAGACCUACAGGACUUUCCACUCCACAUAUUUCAGGUAUUGCUAGUUGGGGAUUUAGAGCUAGAUAGGGCUCACAAGCUGAUGAAGCCACAGAUUUUACCGACAGCGGUCCCACGGGACGUUAUUGUCCAGGUCCAUUUCUCCGCUACAAAGGAGAAAUUGAUGCAGGCAGCCCACGAUUCGACACGGCUAACGGGAAAAUUUGCUGGCAUUCAACUCUUUGUGGAUUUAUCCCCAGCCACCCUGGCCAAGAGAAGAGCCAUUACCAGGGCAUUGAGGGAGGCGCAGAUUCCCUACAAGUCGGGAUUCCCUACCGGUCUCAUCAUCCACCAGAACAGAGCAAAUAAAGUGGUCCCAACUCCGGAAAAGGGACACAUGCUGCUACCUCAAGGGAACAUUCCCCUACAACUGGAAGCAUCGCCAUCCAAGGGCCCAAAGACAGCCUCAACUCGCAUAACACGGGACUGGCAGAAGAGAGCGGCUGCACAAUGACCUACUAACCAGGGCUCCGGGUCCCUCUGCAUAUGCUCCCCGCCGAAGGGCAAACCAGGUCGAGAAAUUGGUGCAGUAUAAUUUCCCGUAACUAAUUACUACCCAUCUGAAUCUUUUAGAAUCUCUCUCUACCUACUUAACAUCUAUGUUGCUAUAUAAUGCGAUCUGGUCUGUAAAAAAAAUAAAAAAAAUAUAUAUAUAUAUAUAUAUAUAUAUAUAUAUAUAAACCGGGUUUGGGGGAACCUGUAUACAGUUUGUCAGUUUUAACCAUUGCACAAUGUUUGUUUUUACAUUUUGUUUAAUUUUACUUUUUUACUACUAUAGUACAAUGUACAACCUACAGGAUGAUGCACAUGUCCCCACACUACAACAGAUAAAUACCUUUCUAGACUCCACACACCUCCCCCAGCUGCAGGACCCAGACAUAUCUAACCUCACAAAUUGACGGACUACGAACGCACAUCAAGACCUUGCCUCUGGCCAAAAGCCCAUGGCCAGAUGGCCUGUCAGCCACAUACUACAAAACCUUCCAAAAUCAGAUGGACUCCCACUUAGUAGACUAAUUCAACCAGAGCUUUAACACUGGAUCACUCCCUAAGGAGAUGCUCCUGACACACAUAGUUACUCUACCGAAACCGGGGAAAAUACCAACCAUCUGCUCAAACUUUAGACCGAUUUCCCUUUUGAAUACAGACACAAAGUUAUAUGCCAAAGUACUAGCAGAUAAACUUAGCUCGCUCCUGUCAAGACUCAUCCACUAUAACCAGUCAGUCUUCAUUAAUGGACGGCAAGGGUUAGAUAACUCCAGGCAUCUCUUGAAUGUGAUCCAUUGCCUUGGUGUGGACUCGGUCGAGGGCCUUCUCUUAGUGCUGGACGCGGAGAAGGCCUUCAAAAGAUUCAACUGGCAUUACAUGAAGGAGGUGUUGGGACGAUUCAGAUUUCCACAACAACUCAUAACAGCGAUAAUGGCGCUGUACACAUGUCCAUCGGCUAGUGUUUCCAACGCAAGGUCCAUAUGUCCUCCAUUAGAUAUUACAAAUUGAACUAGGCAGGGAUGCCCCCUAUCUCCCCUGUUGUUUAUCCUUUGUUUAGCACCAUUAGCAUAAUGUAUACGAACCUCCCCUGAUAUCCAUGGAGUACCAAUUGGCGAGCGGACACAUAUUAUCGCUAUUCGCCGACGAUAUAUUAACGAUAACACGCCCUGAAACAACCCUUACAACCCUGAUGAAGCUGUUGGCAACCUUCGGAUCUCUUUCUUACUACAAAUGUAAUGCUAAUAAGACUCAGGCUUUAUCUAUUGAUAUGCCCCGCAUUAAACAACUAUCUCUUUCAAAACCUUUCUUUGACUGGAGAGAGGACUAUGUGGUCUAUCUGAGAGUACGGAUUACUAAAACAUAUGUAACACUAAUCAAACACAAUCACCUACCACUGCUGCAGGCAUUACUGCAAGAGUUAAAUAACUGGAAGGAGGUAAAAAUCUCCUGGUCAGGACGUAUAAAUGCACUAAAGAUGGGGUCUCUCCCCAAACUACUGUACCCCUUAAGAAUGCUCCCGAUUCCAGUACCAAAGAGCUAUUGUGAUAAAGUGCAAAAUCUUUCAUUUGGAACAAAAAAAAGUAGCAGGAGACACUUUGCAGAGGCCUUACCUGGAAGGGGGCAUGGGAGUCCCCCUAGGUGCGGGUAUACUAUAAAGCAGCUCUGAUGUCACAGGCCAUCAACCUUCAUGUACCCGAUGGGGUGUUGAGCUGGAUGGACAUUGAACGAGAGCAGCUGCGGGGAGACUCGUUGCUGUCACAUAUCUGGACCCCACAUCCAUGCGAGCUGGGACUCUCCUGUUAUACCCGACCAAACAGGUGACCAUUUCCAUAUGGGACACAUUUCAGAAUAGAGCACACUCGCCUUCCAAAUUCCACAGGAUGGCACUACUGACUGCGCUGAGAGUGAUAUCUCUGUGGAUAUCCAUGCGCCAAUGGGAGGCUAGGGGGAUUAGGAGCCUUUCACAAUUUGUUUCUGGAGGAGCAUUGGUCCCCUUUCCUGUCUUGCAAGAAACAUUUCAAUUGCCCUCAAACUUUAAAUUUUUAAACCUACAAAUCAAAAGUGUACUAAUUGAAUAUGUUGAUUAUGACAGGGAUGUCACCAGGGUUUAUAGGGGGGAUCUCCAACACCUACUGGCCUUUUGCUGGUCUACUCCGUUGAGGCCCAAACUCCUCUCCAUCUUCUAUAGAGCCCAAUUAGCCGCCAAGACUGAGACCCCCAUGGUCCUUGUAGCGCAAUGGGAAAAAGAUACUGAGAAAGCAGUCCCACAGAACAUAUGGCUUAAAUGAUUGAAUGCAUUGAGGGGCAUUACCGGACUAAACUAUAUCUAUAAAACUAUCCCAGAGGUGUGUUAGAGAUGUGGUUUGGCUAGGGGUACCAUGUACCAUGUCUGGUAGGACUGUAGCUGGAUACGAACACUCUGGUCGUAGCAAAACUUGUGACAUCCCUAAAUUUACAGAUGCCAUUAGAACCGGAGGUCUAUCUCUGGCUGGAGUUCCCACGCCAACUUACCUUCUAUGGGAGGGCUCUGGUAUCACAUAUCGCCCUCGCAGCAAGGGCCCUUAUAGCCCUGAACAGGAAGUCAAACUUGUGUUUCUUACUGAGGCAAUGAUAAAAGAUAGGGUAAACAUUAACUACACGUAUAAGCGUAUGGCAAUUCUCUCAGUAAAUCUGAGUAAAUAAAAACGAUGAAAAUAUGGGAACCAUGGGAGGCCCGAUAACCGUCCUCUCCCAAUUAACCAGUCCUCUGAACUAAUUUUUUUUUUUUUUAAUUAAUAGAUUUUUGUGUUUUUUUUCCGAACAUACUCUUUAUAAUAUCUAAGUCUGAUGUGUAGUAUGAAGGGACAUACUACAUGAGAAUGAAGUAGCACAACCAGAUGUCUUCCACAAAAUGUAUUCAAAGUAAAAGUGCAUACAAAAAAUAGGAUACAGCAAUAGCGAAAUCACCUAAUGCAUUUUAUGCUCCCACGGCACAUCGUUGUAAGUACACAGGAAGAGACCUAAGGAUGGUGAAACCUGUGGGAUGACAAAGUCCCUUUAACUCUUAUCCUCCCUUUAAAAUCGCUCUACAGACUAAUUUUGUAAAGUGGAAUUUGUAUUGAGGAUUUUUGUAUUAGCAGUGAUGAAAUAAUAAUAAUUUGAAAUGAUGUCACCUGUUCACACUGUGCUUUAUGUGCUCCUGUCAGGUUCCUUCAUUGUAGAGUAUGGUAUCAUUUGUGAUUAAAUUGCACACGGAAAGUGUUAACAGUAAAUGUGUAAAUUACUGCUGAACGAGAAUAACUAUCUGGGGAAUUGUGAUUUACUUGUCACAGCUAGCUGCUUGUUAUGCACAUUUUAAAAGGGGAUUAGAGUUUAUCUAAUAAGAUAUAUAUUUUUGUAGAGUAUAGAUCCAAUUCACAGUACUCUUGAGACCUAGCUGUAUAUACUAGUUUAUUUCUACUACAAUCAAGGAGCCAAUGCUGAGUGGCUACAGAGUAAAUGAAUCAUGAACAAAACUAGACUUGAACAUGUUAAUGUGAAGUUAUCAUCAUAAAGCAAACAUAUUACAUUUGUAAAACCGGCUAAAGAUGUUUGUAAUCAUUGGCUUUAAAUAUUCUCCUUUUGCAUUAUUAAUUAUGUUAACUGUGUUCUAUAUUUUCUUCCACAGAGACCCAGCUCUGUCUUGAUCAUGUUGGUCAUGCUUUUGAAUGUUGGAUUAGCCAUACUGUUUGUCCACUUUCUCACUUGAUUGCGAUUUCUGCUGGAAAGGUAAAUGUUAAUCAAGUUGAUUGUGUUAAGCCUAAAAUUGUUAAUUUUCAGGUUACAUUACGGUUGAAAAAUCCAAAUCAGACUGUUGAUUUAAUAGUCACAGCAAGUCUGAUACCACCUCUUCUUACUCAGAGGGCAAGCCUAGACAAAAAAGGACUAUUUCAAGUUUUAGCCCCAAUAUUGGGUAGGGUGGUCUUAAAGGGUUGUACAACAGCUAAAGUGUUUUUGGAACCAGAGUGGGAUGAGAUAAGCAAAGUUUAACACCCCUCCACUACCCAAAAUUGUUUAUAUUAAUCAAGAGAGGAGAGAUAUUCUGUUGUCAAACUGGGCAGAUUUCCCAGUUUGUGAAUGUGCAUUCAAAUGUUUAAAGGGACACUGUAGGCACCCCGACCACUUCAGCUAAUUGAAGUAGUCUGGAUGCUGUGACCAGGGGCGUUUUAGCCGCGAGGCAAACAAAGCAUUUGCCUUGGGCGGCAUUUUCCAGGGGGGCGGCAAAAAAAAAAAGCCGCCCCCCAAAUGCCCAGGGCAAAUGCCUAGUUAGCCUCGCGGCUAACUGUCAUGCUGGGCGCUGGGCGGGCGGCUGGCGGCUGGCGAAGGAGCACUUCCUCUGAGCUGACUGCUCAGCUCCCUUGCACGCCGCAGAGUGAGGCUGGGAGCCGGAUUAUGACGUCAUCAACCCGGCUCCCAGUCUCACUCUGCGGGCGGCGCGUGAGGGAGCUGAGCAGACUGCUCAGGGGAAGUGCUCCCUCGCCAGCCGCCCGCCCGCCCAGCAGCCACUGGACCACCAGGGAGAGAGGGACCUCACCCCCACCCCAAGCAUUGCCAAAAGUAAGGAGGUUGGGGGGGGGGUAAAUAAAAAAAAAUGUGUUAUAUUUUAUAUGUCUGUGAGUGUGUCUGUUAAUGUGUGUGUGUUUGUUCGUGUGUGUGUGUGUCUGCUAGUGUGUGUCUGCUAAUGAGUGAGUGUGUGUCUGUUAGUGUGUGUCUGACUGUGUGUAUGUGUGUGUCUGAUUGUGUCAGUGAGUGUGUGUGUCUGCUAGUGAGUGUUUGUGUGUGUCUGUUAUUGUGUGUGUGUGUGUGUCUGCUAGUGAGUGAGUGUGUGUCUGUUAGUGUGUGUGUCUGACUGUGUUUGUCUGUUAGUGUGUAUAUGUGUGUCUGACUGUGUGUCAGUGAGUGUGUGUGUGUGUCUGCUAGUGUUUGUCUGUUAGUGUGUGUGUGUCUGUUAGUGUGAGUGUGUUUGCCUGUGAGUGUGUGUGUCAGUGAGUGUGUGUCUGUUAAUGUGUGUGUGUUUGUUAGUGUGAGUGUGUCUGCCUGUGAGUGUGUGUGUCAGUGAGUGUGUGUCUGUUAGUCAGUGUGUCUGUUAGUGUGUGUGUUUCUGUUAGCGAGUGUAUGCGUAUCUGUCAGUGAAUGUGUGUCUGUGUGUGUGUAUAUUUAGAAGGCUUGGGGGGGGGGGCUGCCUAGGGCAGCACAAAACCAGGAUACACCACUGGCUGUGACCUUUUUGCACUUAGUGCUGCAAUGUUAAACAUUGAGGGCUUCCAGAACCCAAAUGGACUUUUGGUCCAUUAUCUGACGCUGGACAUCCUCAUGGACCUCCAGCAACAGAUUUACCCCAUAGGUGGGGGCUAUUAACCCUACGGGGGGUGAGGGGGGGGAACCAUUAUAGAAACUGGUUCACAGCUGUAGAUAAAUAUUGCAUAAGACUUGUAUCCAUCACAUUUCUAUGUGAAAAUAAGUCAAUUUAUAUUAAAUAUUUUAUGAUCUAAAGGAUAGUUCUUUAAUUAUAAAUGUGGUUUCUGUAGUUGCUGUAACAUCUACUACUUUUAUUGAUUUUACUUUACAGAAGUAUAACUAUGCUGAAUACUGCACACAACUAAAUAAUUGUUCUCUUGUUUGCAGAACGUUUAGACAACCAGAGAUAUUGACGCACAAUUCCCGUCACUUGUGUCAUAAGCCGUUUUUAUGGCACCAGUCAUAUCCGGAUACGGGGAAAAGGCGGCUUGGAUUUAGAAUUGGAAGCAAAGAAAGUUGAAACUUGAAAAAAAUAUUAUAUGUACCGGCCGAUGGGUCUGUGAUCAUUUGAUGGUGAUUUAUGGUUCUUGAGGUUCCUUGAAACACAAGGGACUUGGCCAUGUUGGAAGACAAAGCAAAAUCUGCUGAAACAGCUUAUACGGAGAAGAUGGUUACUCCAUCUGUCCUAGAAGAGUGUGACUGGACUGGAAAUGUACGGACCUGCACUUUUAGUUGAUGGAAGCUAGCAGCUGCCUUACUAUUUUGCUGUCUGACGUUUAUGUGUGGAGAUGGGGAAGUGGGUGCCAGAGGAAUGUGGUCAGAGGAUUCAGUUGCCUGGGAUGUGAUUCCAGCUUUUACUCCUAUCUCAGAAGAAAUAGUUUGCAGCAUCACUCACCAGUCUUAUUCCAUUACCUGCUGCUUUUGCCAUCUCCUGCAGAGUUCUGGAGGAUAGAAUUUCAUUUGCUUGUGCAUGAAUGUUUAUUUCUCUGUUUAUUUAAAUCUUAGCGAUAACCAUAACAGGUUGCCUCAACCAAAAGGAAGAGGCCAGGGUGUGGGGGUGGAGUGGGGAGCAGAACAAGUGACAAAUCUCUUUACGUUUCCAGAGUAGAGCUUGCCACUUGCCAUCAAUCACUGUCUAUUUUUGUACAGAUACUUUUUACGUCUCCAUUUAUUAAAAAUUCUCAUGGCCUUUGUCUUCGUGUGGCCGGCAGUGUGUUAUUUUGAUAUACUGUUGAUCAGUUCACAUCUUGUCUUCUUAUUUAAUCUUAACUUUGGCAAGUUCACCAGAAACAAAUUACUGCAUUUUGGUAAUUAAAUGCAGGGAGGAUAAUAAAUAAAAACAAAUCUAAGAAUUUAGGACAGUGUUUUAGUCCCCACAGUUUUAUACUGGUGUAUCCUGUGUGCAUAUUUUUAACAAUAUUAUAUGCAUACACACGCACGGCAUGAGUGUAUGUUAUAUAUGCACCUGGAUGAGUGUAUGCAUAUCUGUGUUUGUACUGAAGUAAUGUGAAUGCAUAUAUAUAUUUUUAUAACAUUUGUAUGUAUUCAUAUACUUCUAUAUAGGGAUGUGUGUACUUGUUAUAUAAAUAUAUAUAUGUGUGUAAAAUAGUUAUAUUAUAUAUAUAUAUAUAUAUAUAUAUAUAUUUACACACAUUAUAUAAACACAAUAUAUAUUAUUCAAGCACACUGAAUAUAUUAACAAACACUGAAAGUGUGUAUAGAGUGAAUUCUAUACUUACACUUGUCACAUUUAGCAUAGCAAAUUAAAUUGUGAGAAGCACAUGUGAUUCAAUGUAAUUCCCUUUCCUUUUCAGGUUAAUUUAUUUUUAUUUUUAUUUUUUUGUUUUUUAUAUAUAUAAUCAGUUUAAAAAGAAAUAUGAUUGUUGAAAAUAUAUUGUGUCUUAAAUGGAUUUUGAAAUCCCUCUUUUACAUGAUAGUUUGACGUGCCAUUGAUUGCACAGCAGCAUGUUUGUACACUUGCAUAUGUAGUGUGAUUUGGUUUAAAACAAACAAACAAAAAAUGUUAAAAAAAAAGCGAUUUUAAAAGCUUUUUUUCUGGCAAAAAAGGGCUUGGAUGAAUAAUACCACUCAUCUCUGCAAGGCUUUCUACAUUUGAUCUUUAGGUUUAUUUGUAUCCAUUUUAAGUAGUCUGUACGGCUUAGUGCAAACGCUGAAUAUUACUGGCAUUAGAAAUCCUUUGAUGUGUCAUAUUAAGCAUGGUGUGAAUGUUUUAAGUCUAAAAUAGGUUAAAACGGGGCAGAAAAGUGUUAUAUUUUUAAAGAUGUUUCCUUCAAAUCUCUUGGCGUGAUAAGCUUGUAAUAUUGAGAAACACUGAUUCAAAAAUGAAAUAACUUGUAUAUUUAUUCAGAUUUUGUUCUAUAUAGUUUUAGUAACAGAGUAAUAAAACACUAAAGUGUUAUUUAAAAUUUUAUAUAUAUAUGUAUAUGACUAAUUUGCCUCCUGUUUAGCCCAGGUGCCUCUUUGGAGGAAAGUCUACAUUUCUUACUGAAAUAUUAAUUCUUAUACAUGUUUCCCAUAUUUUAUUCUUUGGGUAUAAUUGUUAAUGAACAGAUUCUAACAAAAUGUUUAUAAAUUAAAUAACGCAUGUUAGAUUUAUUUGUAUGAUUUAUAAGCUUUUAUAAAACAAAGCUGAAACAGAAAUUGUUGGUAUUUUUCUAAAAUGUGCACAGCUGUAUUUUACAUAAAAAGACUAUUUAUAAUUGGUUGUUAUACCGCACACUACAAUUUGGACAGAAAAUUAAGUCUGCCAAUGUACUUACCAAUGUAAUAUUGUCUAUUUAAUUUUUUUAUUUUUUUUUUUGCUGUGAAAAAGGUCUUUCUUUACAAGGUCCCUUAUUUAUAAUCCUAAUCCCAAAAUGUUUAAUUUACCGUUUUCCAAACAGUUCAGAUCCAAUAAUAAAAAAAAAGUUCCUUAUAAAA
This is a messenger RNA of Pelobates cultripes (western spadefoot toad), 52599 nucleotides long. Lineage: Eukaryota; Metazoa; Chordata; Amphibia; Anura; Pelobatidae. The record is from the annotation of a GenBank genome assembly.